Podarcis lilfordi (Lilford's wall lizard) is the source of this 83695-nucleotide messenger RNA. The record is from the annotation of a GenBank genome assembly. NCBI's taxonomy places the organism in Eukaryota, Metazoa, Chordata, Lepidosauria, Squamata, Lacertidae.
CCAGUCCAUCAUAGCCCCGCCGCGGAGAAAACACAGCGAACCUCGUUUCAUUUUAUUUUUAAAAAGCAACUCUUAACACAUGCAAGGAGGGAGUAGAGAGGCGCUCGGUUUGUUCCCCUUCUCUGCCUUACAGUACUUUCGGCACAAGCUCGGGAGUUUAUAAUCCGAAUUAAUUAAUCCGGAGCAAGUACCGCCGCUUGGUUCCGUAUACACACUCACAAACGUGACUUGUCUUCACUCCACCCAUGCUUCUCCGUUGGGAGUGAGAAAUAUCCGCUCUUGCAGCAACCCUGAUGAUACACCGGGAUGAGUAAAAGGGCGUUAAGGGCCAUCACAGACCCGGUCCGGGCAGGUGAUGCGGAGUGUGCGCCCUUAGUGGUUAUUGGCAGAGUUACAGGGCUGAAUAAGUCACCCUUGCCCAGUCCUCACACAGCACCUGGAGGUAGGAAACAGACUCUGCACUGCAGGGUUAGCUUUGUGGAUGUAGGAAGCCCCUAUAACAGCCAGAUCCAGCCUCUUUUGCCACCUAGAACCCUUUAAUGUCUGGAGCUGCUAGUUCGCUCGGAUGCAGUUGCGACGAAGAAGAGGUGCGGAAGAAAGGAAAAUCAGGAGGAGGUCGAAAAGGCGGCUAUUUCCAUAGGAAGGGGAACUGCACGCGGGCGCAAUCGAUCGCCGUCUCUGCAUGAGUCCCUGUUCUGAUACAGUUCUGCAAACACGCCGUUUCCUGUUUCUGGCCGAUCCAAGCGGACGGGGCUGGUCCCGAAGUGAGAAAGAAAAAAAAUAAGAAAAGCUUGUUGACAACACCCCCCCCCCCCAUUGCAUAGUUUACGCGGCGCUUUUGAGGCCGGCGUCAGCGGAGCUGGGAGGGAGGGAGUUUCUCAUUCGGGGUCUGCAGUAGCAGAGGCGAGAAACUUCUUUUCCCAGGGAUACAAAAAGGAGACGGCGGCACAAAGGCAGAUCCCGAUCUUAUUUCUUGCAAACGGGCGCGCACGCUCUCUGCUCUCCGCCGCCUCCCAGCGCCACACCGGAUGUGAAUCGGGAGUGGGUUUCGCCGCUGUCCCGCCAGUAUUUUGGAGAGGAGGGCCCAAGGGUGUGUGUGUGCGUGUUUAGAAAUCCGCUGCGUGGAUGCCCUUCGCUUUCCCUCCCCCUGACGGCGUGCUGCUGCUGCUGCUGCUGCUGCUUUUGCAAAGAGGCGGUGCUGCUGCGAGCAGCAGCUGCGUUUCCUGGGGAGAUCGGCUACCUUUGUUUUUCUCUUGCACCGAAUUACACCCCCACGAGGAACACGCUCGUGGGCCUGGCGUGGAGGAAGCAGUUGCGGGGGGUGUACAAGCCAGGGGCAGCUGCCGCUUCUCUCUCUCUCUUUCUCCUCCCCUCCUCCCUCCCCUCCGCUUCCCUUCCACCCCCCCCCCCGGUGUACUUUGCUCGGCUGCUCCUCCUCCUCUUAAGGAAGUUUCCUCCCCCUCUUCUUCUCUUCUCUUCUUCUUCUACGAGCGCCGCCGCUGCACUUCCCCAUAUUUCGCAGCCUUGCCUAACCGCCCGCCCCAACUACUCCCGGGUUGGGGGGGGGGAGAGAGAGAGGAAGGGCUUUGGCCGGCGGACCCCCCUUUCCUCCAGCGCGGUGGGGCUGAGCCGGGCACCGGCGCCCCCCGGCCCUUGAGCGAGGCCGAAUGCCGGUGGCAGCGGCGGCGGCCAACUCGCACCCCCGCGCGGUGCAGCAGCCCGACGCCCGCCCCUUCGCCGCCUCCGUCCGCCUCCGGGACCGGGACCCCGCCAAGCACCAAGGCGCCGAGGAGCGCCCCGAGCCCCACCACCGCCACGGCCAGGCCGCCGGGGAGGCGGUGGCGAGGGCAGCCGGCGGCAGAACGGCGGCUCCUUCCGGCGCCGCUUCGCCGCCCGCCCUGCUGGCUUUCUCGCCGUCUUCUCCGCCGGGCCCGCCGCCGCCUGAGCCCCCACGGACUCGCUCCCGCUCCCGCUCCGGAUUCUUCAGCCUCCUCGCCAUGAACGGCGGCGGCGGCGCCACAGCCACGGCAGCUGCCGCCGCCGCGCACUUCCAGCCGCCACCGCCGCCGCCUCCUCCUGCCCCGCCGCAUCUCCAUGGGCCGAGCCUGCCCGAGUUGGGCGCCCGCAGCCAAGGCAGAGGGAGCCCCGCUGGACACGGGCACCCCAGGGCCCCGCCGGGAGCCAGGGCGCCCGCGCCAGGUAAUGGGGGGGGGGCCCACACAGGUGGGGUUUGGGCGAGGGAGUGUGGGGCGCUGGGGGGCGGCCAUGUGGGAAUGGGGGGGGCGGCUGUGGGGAGUAAACAUGGGGGGGUGUCUCGGGGGGGGGGGGGGAGGAAGAGGCCGGCGGCGAAGCGGGGAGGCAGCCUCUGAGGGACCGGGAGGUGACAGGAUGUUUGUGAGGUGACUAAUAAGUGGGUGCUGAGGUGAAUUCCGCGUGAGGCGCCGAGCAAAUAUUCCAGAAGGCGGGGGCUGGGAACAAAAAAACGGGGGGGACACCCCACAAAAUGGGGGGAAGGAUAAAAAUAAGAAACUUGGGAAUGCCUCGGCCCAGCCUUCAACUUAAUCCUGUUUACUUGGGAGUUGAAGUCCCACCGAGUUCAAUAGGGCGCAACUUCCUCGUGAAGUGCGUUGAGGAUGCCCGCCUUGUCGAAAGAGCGCUGGCUCUUCAAAGCCUCCUGGCUUUAAAAUGAUGCCUUAAUUUGCCAGGUGCGGGGUCUAAAGAGAAGCCAUAAUAAACCGAGGAAACAAUUAAAACCCAGAGACAAAGAGUACAAAAAAACAACAACACCCCGACCACCAGAAGCACCCCCCCUCAACAACAUGUGCUAGGCAGGAUGGAAAUGGAAGCUGCUUUUCCUCAGAGGGGUGGGGUGGGGGGCUGAAGGUCCACACAAAAAUCAGCAUUUUGAUUUCCCACAAAAGUUGUCCCAUUCAGCGCUACUUCUCCUCCAUCACCCCUUCCGCUUCUCAGUGGUGCUUUGCUCUUCCUCUGUGUGUUUGUGGGUCGGUGUUAAGUGUGUUAGUGUGUGCAUUCUCUUUUAAUAUGAAGGGCAUUAAACAUGCUGGCUUUUUUUGUGUGGAGGGGCAGAGAGAGAGGGGAGAAGGCCUUGGACAUUGGGAGGACUUUUCCUGUGCUUUGGCGACACAUGUGCAUCUUCCACUUCUGGGAAAGAGGCUCCUGAUUCUUUAGUAAUAAACUUGGUGUAGUAGCCUGUGAAUUGGUGUGGACGUUUGUAGAUUGUGUUGUCCACUGGAAUUGGAAGCUGGAAGACUGUCUUUGGAGGGAAAUGGCAAUAGUGUACAUAUGGAGAUGAAAAAAAACCAAGUUGGCUUUGGGGGGGGGGGGAGAGAAAGCUCACAACUAAAUAACUUCAACAAUUUUGCAGCUGGUGAUUUUCAGAACAGCUAAAACUUUUAAGUGCAUUGAAGCUAGAAAUAAUGUGACGAAGUACAGUGUGGUGUUCAACCUAACAAGAUGCUGUGGUGGGAGAAGAGGGGGGGGGGACUUUUCACCUUUCACAGAUAUCAGAAUUUGUGACUCUGGAAGACCUGAAAUGCCUGCCAAAGAAAACUCUAGACCCGUGGUUCUCAACUUAGGGCACACACCCCACAGAGGGGCAAUUUGAUUUUUAAGGGGGGCAAUUUGGAAGCUUGUUUAGGCCAAUUUAAUGGCCUUUUAGGCUUCCUCCAUGUGAAUAGGAAUUCACUUUUUGAAUAAUAAGAAUUAUAUGUCACCAGGGGGUGGGGGCAUCAGGAUUUUAGAGAUGCUUAGGUGGGGCAUGGCCAAAAAAAGAUUGGGAACCACUGCUCUAGACCCUAGAACCACUGUCACAUAACAUGCACUAUGUCAUACAAUAAUAUCCAUACCGAGUAGACAUCUUUACAGCAAGUAUACAUGGUAUAUAUAUAUAUAUAUAAAGGGAGUAUUCUGGGUUUUCUUGGUUCCAUAGAAAGAAUCAUGUCAUUGACAGGGGAACUUAUAGUUGAGAGUGCCCAUCUAUUUGUAAAUUAAUUAAAAUAUUUUUUUUCUUUUUGAGCCUGUGAUUGUAAUUGCUUUCUUGACUGUUCAAAAUAUUAUUGGUUCUGCUUUUGACAUGAGGUGUUCAAACUGUCCCAUGGCUUUAAGAAGAAUAACUGAUACAGUAAGGCAAUAUUUCCAGGUGUUUCAUGACUAAUACCAUUUUAUGAAUUAAUAGUUUGGAAUAAAUUAGAAGUGCCAGAGCUUUAACUCUUCUUGGAAGUCACUCCCUCUGCCCUUGAUGAUCUUCCUCCUAAUUCCACAUGUACGUGGGCUGGUUGUGGUUACUCACUAGUGAAGGAAAGGCACUCUACAAGUUGCAUUGCUCAUAUGAGCACUUCUUUAAAAAUCAGGUGUCAGGUAUCCAUGAGUUCAGUAUCAGAUCAGGCUCUUGAACUACAUUGUGAUAGGUUCAAGUUUUGUCUAAAUGAAGCAACUUUUUCUGGGUGCUGGAGAUAAUAAUUUUCUGCACUGCACCCACUAAGUAAUGUAAAAAUGAUCAAUGUAUUUUAUUAAAUGUCAACUUUCACCUCAGUAAGAUAAUAUUAGAUAUGAUUUGCAUUUAAAAUUAGAGUUGCUUGUUAAUACUUGAGGACAUGAAUUCUAUUGCUCUCCUGAAAGUUCACAUGUAAUAAACCCCCAUGAAUUUGCGUUUGUGGGGCUGGUAUGAUCUGAAAGAUUCCUGGUCCUGAUUUCUUCAGAAACCUGUAAACCGAGUAUGCUGAGAAAACAGUACUUGUGGGCUGGAUAUGUAUUUAUUUCAGCUGGGCAAAAUCUUUUUUUUUUUUUAAAUUGUGGUAGCUGAAUUUCAGAUAACCAAAAAAAGUUAAAUAUAUCUUCUUUUAUUGAAUUGGCUUUGUGCUGAGCAGCUGAUACCUGAUUUUGAACGUUAGGCCUAUGUCCUAAUGCAGGCAUAGGCAAACUCGGUCCUCCAGAUGUUUUGGGACUACAACUCCCAUCAUCCCUAGCUAACAGGACCAGUGGUCAGGGAUGAUGGGAGUUGUAGUCCCAAAAUAUCCGGAGGGCCGAGUUUGCCUAUGCCUGUCUUAGUGUAAGGGAUUAUUUACAAUAGUAUUCAAUGAGAGAUACAUCUUUUUCUGUUCAACUUUAAGAACUGCAAAUAUUUUUAAGAAUCUCAAUUCUAAACAUUCUGGCAGACACUUUGUUAUUCCAUUUUUAUUUAAUUUGAAUACUUUUGAAGUCAUUAAAUGGAGUAAUGUGGAAUAAAGAGCAAAAUAUGUGACAUAAUUUGUAAUGUAUAGAGAGCACGCUUCAGUACUAGGUUAUUUUUAAUGUUUAGCUAAAGUGACUGAUGUAGUCCUGGGGCAGAGCCAGUAAUGAUGGUACACUUUCAAAUAAAGUGUUAGUUUUACAUUGGGCUGUAGUAAGUAAUUCAAAAUGGUUUCAGUUCUUCUUUUCAUUAGAGUUAUUUCUUAGACCUGAAAAAUUCAGAGUUGCAUAUUUACACCUGCACAUGAUUACUCGAGAAAACCCACUGAGAUGAUGGGACUAGUUUCAAGUAAAUGUGCAUAGGAAUUGUCAUAGGAAAACAUAAAGCACUCUCAUUACAUCUUGGAGACAAGUAUUAAACUUUAUUGCAUUUUAUUUUAUUUUUAAAAAUAAAUGGAAUAGACUUCCAAUUAAUGAUGUCACUCUAAACCAAGAAGAGGUUAGUUGUAGAUGAUCAAUCCCUCCUUUUUCACACAACAACAGUGGCUUAUCCUUGCAUAGUUUCUGGUUGAACUAUUGCUUCAAUGGAGAGUAAAGCAAUUGGGUGUUCAUACUUUGGCUGACCUUUGUAGCAAGCCAUUGUCAUCUUUGAUACAACCCUUUACCUUCCCCUGUCCUCUUCCUGUGUGUGCUCUCCACAAUCUUCAAAUCUGCUCUGAGGGGUUGGGGGAACCCUCAAGACAGAUUUAGGAGGCACAUUAUUCAGUUUAUUCAGUCAUUGAAUAAACUCAUUACAUAAAUUUUAAAAUCUGUGGUAAGCUUUCAAGUUAUCCAGAACUCUUCUUCAGGCAAGAUAGUAUACAAAUCAGGAGUUGAGGGUGGGUGGGGGGACAAAGGAAAACAAGGUUCAAACAUUAGGAUGAUGUUGUAGCUGUGAAGUUAGCUUGUUCUAAGAUUGCAGGCUGGAUAAGUCCCUCUCAGGUGCUACAGAAACCAGGUUACACAUGUAGAAUUCUGGGAUAAAAAAGCAAUGACUGCUACUCAUUUCUGAGAAAUUAAGGUCUAAUUUGUAACCCAGAUCAAUCCCAAACCUUAAAUAGAACACACAGGUUGCUGGGUAGUCAGAGACCAGAAGUAAAGCGAAACAUGGCAGCCUUUAAUUUAGCAAAGCCACUGAUUAAUUUUGAUGUACUAAGUAAAAAAGCCAAAUGAAGCCAAAUUGUAUAGUAUUACCAAGCGCUUUGAGGGGAUGUCCUUGGCUGUGCUAAAUUAAAGAGACCUUGUGUAACACCUUCUCUGAUGAAGAGUUCUAGAGAACUCAAAAGCUCGUCAGACUUUGGUGACAUUUUGGUUGGCCCUACUAAAGGCAUUGCCCAACUGUGACUGUUGGGUAAGUGAGGUGUCUUGUAUCAUGCUAGGCCUGGAUAAUUUGGGGAAGGAACAAGAGUCUGCAGCUGCAUGCAUCUUACCAUUUAUUCUGGCUCCAGUGCACUCCCGCUGCUGAGUAUAAAUCUGUAUACAAAUGUUGUUACUAACAACCCUGUACUGUAGUUCAAAGCUUUCCAAACUGUGUUGUAACACAUUAGUGUGUUGGCUGCAGUGUGUCAUGCAAACACUCCCCAUGUGUCACCAAUAUGAAAAGUUUAGAAAGCUCUGCUGUAGUUUCUUUAGAAAUACUGCUGUCUGAUGCUUUUUCUCUCAAACCAGCUUCAACCUGGAAGGAAAACUUAAGCCACAUUCACUUUGCAGUUAAGCUGAGGUGCACACAUUGGAGACAGCCAUUGUGCAUGCGUGGAUGGCAGCUUAUGCACAGAUGAGAUCUUCAUGUUCGGGGGAAGGGGUUGCAGGGGCAAGGAAACCAAACAGGUAACAUGCAUCGGUGAAGACAUCCCCACAUCUUCUGUAGUGUGCAUAUAAAUGUGCACAUGCAACUUGAAAUGCGGCAGGGGAAAACUUAUUUCACUGUGUUUUAAGCUGCUAAUGUGCACAUAGUCUGACUGUCUUGUCCAGCAGAAGCUGAGAGACUCCUCCCUUCUCAGAUUUCUGUGAUGUGGGGGAAGGGGGAAGGGUCUCUUGCUUUGUGCUGGGCUGCUAGCAGAAGAUGAUCGUCAGUAAGAGACUUAUGGUCAUUGCUGUUGACCACACAAAUGGGCCUCUGUAACCAUUGCUGUUCCUCCCUACUUUGUUUCUAUGCUGACAUAAGAUGACAUAGUGCAGGUUCCAUACUCGCUUGUAUUGUGUAUGAGGGUGUAAGUGCUUUUGAAAAGGGUGUUUCAGUGUAGAAGAACUAAUUUUUGUAGUUUCAGCUUCUCAUGCUGCUGGAAUUCCCUCUUCUACACAACAGUUGAUAAUAAAAAGAGUGUUGUCCUGUCCCUGAUGGUAUUCCUCCCCCCCUCCUUAAAUAAACAGGUGGGAAUCCUACUUGUGGAUUCUCCUGAUCGAUACUCUAUCAAAAUAUUCCUGCCUAGAAGGACAGACAGACUUACACUCUCCUUUCAAAUCACACUGUCUAGCUAUUUUAAGCAGCCCAGAGGACACAGUAGUAAACUACUGCUGGUCAAGUACAAACUGUACAGUGAUGUAAGCAUGCAGUAAACCAGUAGUAUAGUUGUAGGUUGAGCAUAUCUAUAUGCAGCUGGAAAUUGGUAUCUUUUGUGGGGGUUAUUUUUAAAAAUAAAAGAUUGAAUUAUUAGCAUUUCAGUUGUGCGUCUUUUUAAAAAAUCUGGUUUAUAAAAUUUAAAAAUCUAACAUAUUUUAAAGCCUAUAUUCUUCUAAUCUUAAUCUGUAAUCAUGAUCCUUUAUCACUCAAAUUGAGUUGAAGUCUGCUUUUUCUGUAAAAAAAGAAAAAGAAAACCAGGUUAAAAAAAGACAUCUGAGUCAAACAUAAAAAUAUGACCUAGUUAUAUGACUGUUAUUACUGUGGGCUUUUUCUUGAACCAAGGAACAAGCAAACCAUCAAACCUGCUAGGAUAUAGAAUCCAGGAGAUGUAAUUCUGUAUUUCCCUAGGAUCAUCCACUGGACUCCACCUGGGUGAACUUGUUUUUUCGUUUAUGCCUUGUAACUCCCUGAGAUCUGCAGUGUGUUCAGUUCUGAAUAUUUUAUUACUUUACUAACCAAACAAGGAGGAUAUUUACUUUUGAUUUCAUGAAGAAACACAGUUUUGCUCACUAACAACCAGCAGUUUUUGGAAAGUGAUAGGCACUCAGUGACCUUGCUUUGUGUCCUGCAUGUGAACAGAGACAACCAAACAGAAAUCUUGUCUGUCUGUCUGUCUGUCUGUCUGUCUGUCUCUCUCUCUCUCUCUCUCUCUCUCUCACACACACACACACACACACACACGCGCCAGGGGUAGCCAAUGUAGUGCCAGAUAAACUACAUUUUUCAUCAGCUCCAGCGUUGGUCAGGGAUGAUGGGAGCUGACGGUUACUAUCUAAGCUUAAAAUAAUUAUAGGAAUAUCAUCUUAUGAUGGUUAAGGAUGUCUUUAUUUGCAAAUCAGUGCUUUACUAUUUUAUAGUAGCCAGUUAGUAUGCAAGUGUAUUCAGGAAAUGUAUGAACUACAGUUUUACCUGCUACUGGUGCAUCAGGUACAGCUAUUCCUAGUCAGGGAUAGCCUGGUCAUGGUAAUCCAUGCUUUCAUAACCUCAAGACUCACUUGUUCCAAUGCACUGUAUGUGGUGCUACACAUGAGCCUAGUCUGGAAGCUCCAGCUGAUGCAAAAUGCUGUGGGCAGAUUUUUUUUAUGGGUACAAGCUACUGCCAGCACAUAACUGAGGUGCUUAAAAGCUUGCACUGGCUGCUCAUAAUGUUACCAGGACAGGUUCCAGGUUCUUGUAUGUUUACAAGGUUUUUAACAACUCUGGUCCAAGAUAUCUUAAGGGCCACCUGAUCUCUUAUAUUCCUGCUUGAGCACAAAGAAAUUUGGGGGAGUCUCUUGUUUGUGGUCCCCCAUGUCUCAGAUUCACAGCUUGCAACUACUUUGGAAGCUGAGCGUUCAGUGUUGUGCUGGCCUAGUCCUGUGAAAGUCCCCCCCCCCCCCCGAGAUUAGAAAGACACCCUCCUUGCUGAACAUCAGGCACACGACAAAGACUUUCUUCUUCCACCAGGCAUAUUAAUGUAGUGUUUGGCUUAGUGAUGCCUUUUUAUUCUCUGUGUGGUUUAUUUUUACUCUCACUGCUUAGAAUUGAUAAUGAUCAAGCGGUAUAUAAAUGCCUUAAAUAAAUCGUACAAUAUGGAGUAAUGUCAGAAGGAUAACAAUAUUACAGUAAAGGCAAAAUAAUUUUGUGGCACGUUAUUGUGGCAUAAGCUUUUGUGGGCAUGAACCACUUCAUCAGAUACAUGGGAGGUGUGAUUUAAAUUGGUCCAUUGUGCCUCCAUAAUUGGAAUGUCACUCUGUAGAGAAUAAAAAUAACAUUGAAAGUAGCCUCAAAAUAUGCACCUGUCCAUAUCAAAAUGACAUAGUUUAACGCUUGAUGGGGUUACACUCCCUCUGAGGUGGACAUGUAGCUUGUGGGUUUAUCUGGAUCCUUUACUGUUGCUCAAAGGCUCAGGAGGCCUCAGUGGUGUGGAGUACCUUCCAUCAGCUUUUGCUUGUGGCCCAGCUGCACCCAUAUCAUAUCUGGACAGGGAUAGCAUAACUUAGGUCAUCUGGCAACCUCUAGGUUUGAUUACUGCAACACGUUAUAUGUGGGGCUGCCUCUGAAGAUGAUUCAGAAACUUCAGCUGGUGCUGAUUUGGUGGCUAGGUUGCUCACUGGGGCAAGACAGUUUAAGCAUAUUACACUAAUCCUGGCCCAAUGGUACUGGGUGCCAGUUAAGUUAGACCAAUAAAAAGUGCUGGUUUUGGACUAUAAAGCCCUAAAGAGCUCAGGAACGCAAUGCCUCAAGGACCGCCUUUCGCCAUAUGAACCUAUCCUGUGAUCAUUAUCUGAGGCCCUUUUUCUCCACAAGAGGUCUGAAUGGUGGUGACACCAGAACAGGCCUUUUCUGCAGUGGUUCCCUGUUUGGAAUGCUCUCCCCAGGGAGAUGCCAUAUCUUUAGAUGCCAGGUGAAAAUGUUUCUCUUCAAUCAUGUGUUCAGCUAAUUUACAUUUUAUGUGGAAGGAAGUUUAUUGGUUUGGUUUUUUCAAAAAUAUUUUGUAUUCUCAUUUUGUAUUUUUCUGUUGUGAACUGUCCUGAGAUCUGUGAAUAAAGUUCAGUAUACAAAUUUAAUAAACAAUAAUGAUAAUAAUAAACUUGGCUCAUUGUAUGUUACAUAAACAUUGGAGAGAUAGGUGGGCCAAAGGAGUGUCAACAUGGUAUUUUAAACUGUUGCUCUUUAUAAUCCCAAAUAAUUCAUUUAGGCUGCAAUCCUAUGCACAGUUCCCUGGGAGCAAGUGCUUUCCUCCUGAAUUUUGAGAACCUAUAUCUAAGACUAAACACACAUAGGAUUGUGAUAUUUGCAGGGGAACUAUAAAUAUCUGGGGUGUUAGAAAAGUAUAAUUAUGGAAUUUGUGCAUUUAUAAUUGUUUGAGCCACAUCUUCAGAGUGCUCUUUAUUUAUUGAAAUUUAUUGGCUAUCACAAAAGUACUGGCAAAUACAGUAGUAAGAUGGGACAGUGAAUUUCUGUGCUUAAUUUUUUUUGGUUUUAUCAGCAGUCUUGGCAAACUAGAGUUAAAGGGUUCUGUGAAAUUUAUUAGUCAAACCUUUUCCCUAUUUCCUCACUUUUAAAAAUGUAAUCUGAGAUCACUACACUUAAUACAUGAUUGAAGUGUCACUGUGGUUCAGUGUUAGAAACUGAGAUGAAAGCUAGGAGCUAAAUGGCACCUUAAACCUAGGUUAUGGGUGCAACAAUGGAAUGUCCAGGCUCCCUUUUUUAUAACAAGAAUACAAAGCUGAAAAUGAAUGAACUGCAGCUAAAAUAUUAAGUUCAUUUUUUACAUGGUCUAGUCCUUCCCCUGCCCACGCCCCUAAUAUUGUUAAAAGGGUCUCUUCUCCAGUCUUCAGAGAGUAGCUGGAAGUGGAGAGGCAGAAAAAGGUCCUCCUUUCCUUCCACUCUGCAGUUUUAAUCUGAAAUCUUAGGUGCAGUACGGCACCCAGAGCUCAGAAACUGCUUGUGCUAAUGAAAUUCCCUGUCACAAAAUGUGCCUAGAACAAUGGGAGUUUCAAGCACUGCUGUGGUUUAGAAAUUAGUGUCCCCAGUACUGACUAGGCAAAUCUGGAUUCAACUCUUGUUCAUGAAUCUUCUGGAUUCCCUUGAGCAAGUCAUUCUGUCAUCCUUGGUAUAUCUAUGGAAAUGGUAUUGCUAAAGACCAACUUUACAGGACUGAUGUGCAGUUUAAUAAAGUGAAAACACUUUCCCCAGAUGAAAUCAGGAAGUAGAAAAAACUGUUUGUAUGUCAAAUGUUAUGAAAAUCAUUGAGGGGGUAUAUACAUUUUGUUAAAUAAUUAAAAUAAAUGUUUGAUAUGCAUAAUUCAGGUUUUCAUCAGUAUAUUCAUAAUUAAUGCCAAAGAUAUGUACCACAAUUUCAUAUGUAUGCUUAUUUGAUGGCAAAUGUGCAUAGGAUUGUAGCCAUAGGUUGUGUACAUACUGACUUUGAAGCACAUUCUUCUCAAAGUAAUUCUGGGCACUGUACGUUACUCCUCACAGACUUACAAUUCCCAGCAAUCUGUAGCAAACUACUGAGCCCAGAAAAAAUGUUUUUAGAAUGCUUUCAAGAUAGUGUGCAUAUUUGGCCUUAGUCCUUGAAUUAGCAAAGCAAUAUUGGGAUGGGACAUUUUGCUGAACAACUUAACUUCUCUUUCAUAUAAGAACUAGAUCCUAGAGACACAGAGGCAAAAUCAAGAGUAAAGCAAUCUUGAGCCAUAUCUCUGUCUUGUAGGUGAUAGAGAGGGGAGCAGCUUGGGCAGGUUUGCUCAGUAUGUGAGCCAGCCCAUUUAUUGUGGCCUGCCAGUAGCUUGCAGUCACCAUUCGCUUCAUGUUUUGCUGUCCUAGACAGGCAGAAAAAACCCCAGGAGGUUUACCAUACAUAACUGCUGGUUGCAUUUGGCUUGGUGAGUCAGAAUUUGUACAGGCCUUGGCUAGAGGCAGGUUUCUCGGUUGGGAGGUGAGAUCUUCCUUGUAAUGGAACAUUUUAGUUGGCUAGUUUAUUUAUAAGUAGAUGUUUUUGGCUUUAUUAAGGGAAACUUUAUAAAAAUAAGUUUUGAAUAUGUCAAGGCAGUAUUUGGGGUACCCUUGCAUGCUUGCUAAUACCUCAAAUCUCUCAUGGUAUUUAGGAUUGUUUUAUUAACUGUACUAAGAUCUUUAGGGUUAGUCUUCAACAUGCUUCAGUUUCUUUUUUUUAAAGGCAGUAAAAGUGUUCAUAAUCAAAAGGCACGUAUUCACCAGUUUUACUAUCAAAUACUGUGAUGAGGGGUUAUGAAAAACUGUAUUCUAAACUGCUUUAGUUUGAAAGAAUUCAGUCUUUUUUUUGAAUAUGUAAAAUUCAUCAUGUGAAGGUUAUAAACCAUGUAAAAAGCAGUGAAUGAAAAACCGCUAGUUCACAGCAAUCUUGACAGAUGUUGUACAUUUUCAAUAGUGUGAAUCUUGAAUUGGCACAAUAUUUUUUUAAAUUGUUUUAAAGCAGUAUGUUUUGCCUUGUAAUUGAAAAGCAUGUACUGUAGCUUUAUAGCAAGUUGUAUCCUUAAAAUUGACAUUUCAUGAUACCCUUAAAUAAAAAAAUAGAGUUUUCAUAAUUUAUUAUGAGCAAGUUCAAUAGUUUCUUGGCAAUUAAAAAAAUUGUGAUUGAUUUUUGGUAGAUGAAAAUUGGACUUCCAUAUUUAGUGUGUGCCUCAUUUUAAUACCUUAAAUUAGGUUAGUCUGCAACACAUCCUUAAUGAAAACUUGGACAGCAGAGGUUUACAGUAUUUAAUGGAGUGCAAACAUGCAGAAAUAACUCAGUACCUCUGCUAAGUGACAUUUCUCUUGAAGCUUCUGAAUUAAUUACUAAAGACUUGGAAAGUACAGUUAAUAAAGGAAUUAAGUCUCAAUAAAUAAGUAAAUAUAUAAAUGGUAAUAUUUAAUAGCCAGAAGCACAUAACUUAAACAUGUCCCCAUUUCAUGUAGCUGUUGAGAGCCAGUAUUGGACUGGGAAGAACUUGGUCAGUGAAGUUUACUGGGUGGCAUGGAGUUGGUCAGUAUCAGCACCAAACCUUCCUAAUGAUGGCUGUUGUUUGAAAUAAUUCCUAGACCACCCUUUAUUUUUUUAAAAAAAUCCCAAAGCAAAACACAUCUGAAAAAGACCGUGUGAAAAAAUGAACCCAUAACCUAAGUUUAAGGUGCCAUUUAGCUUCUAGCUUUCAAGGUGGUGGGAUGCUGCACUAGAUAGUUCUCAUUUAGCAAGUCUAGCAAGGUUCUUCCUAUAACUUGUGUGAGUCAAUGAGUCCUCAGAUAGAACUUUCACAUGUUCUCAUGUCACCUCAAGAGACACAUACACAAAAAGGAAAUACAAUACCCAAACUCAAAAGUAAACUGAGGUGCAGAAAUAUGUAUGCAUAGAAAUUUGUAGAUUAUACUCUCCCCCCAAACAUGCAUGUGCGCACAUGUGCAGCCCCCCUUUAUGCGUGUUCAAUAUAUUUACAACCCUGCAUAUGUGUAUUGUGCUGAAUCCGGAAGUGACCUGGAAACGUCAUAAAGAUGUCACUGAAACAUCACUAAAAAAGCGGAAGCCUGUUUGCAGGCUUUUUCAAUGGGCUUCGGUUAUACAUGAUUUCACUGAUGCAUGCAGUGCCUCGGAUCAUAACCCCCAUGUAAACGAGGCCUUCCUGUAUAAAUAUUCAUAAUAAAUAUUUCUGACAAAACUGAAAACCUUGGUCUGGGGGAAAAAUAUUUACAGGAAACUUACCUUUCUUAUCUGUAGAAAAUCUGAGUACAUAUGAUAAGUUUUGAAAUAUGUAGGUUGAUAUGAAGGUGUUUUUCUAGUGCCCAAUCUGUAAAUAUAGAUAAUGCCAAAUUCACCUCAUGUCACUUUAAACAUGAUGCAUUUCAAUUGAGUUGUUUCACUCAUUUUGUUAUUUGUCAGCUGCUGAAUAAUCAAAUGAUGUAUGAGAAUAUGUGAACUACAUCACUUAUCUUUACUGGGAACUUAUCUAUCCACCCUCGCCCCCCAUUUGAAUAAAUUAUUGUAGCAUGAAGAGCCCGGGUGAAUUUAGUUGCAUUAACUAAACUUUGUAAAGGAUUAUUAAGGCUUGGAAUAAUAUUAGGCCAGAGGUUUGCAAUGCUGCAUUUUUAAAUAUGAGCAAAACACUCAUGGAUGAAAGAUGGCAAAUGGUUGAAAUAAUUUAUAAGUUCAUCUCAUGUAUUGCUAAUCAUGUUACCAGUUUUGAGAGCAUACUUCUGCUAAUGAAAGCCUGCAUCUGAGACUUUAGGCAUUUGACAGAUGUAACAUAAAUUGCACUGUUAAACUAGCUGUGUCUAUGAAUAAUAAAAUCUGCAGACAGAAAAGUAUUUCAUAAUUGAGGGGAAGAUCUAUUUCUGUAUGGUAUAUUAAUAUGAAAUAUUGGAGUGAGUGAGAAUUGUUCAUUUUCACUCUGUAUAUAUUGGGAUAUUCUCUCUCCCCCCCCCCCCCAAAUACCAGCUGAAAAAUGUGAAGGGGUUCUUCAAGCAAGGGCAUUUUGAGUCUGCAGCUCCUAUUGAUUUAAAUGGGAGUUUAGUAUCCAUUAGCUUUCUGAAUCAGCCCUAAGGCAGUUGAAGUACCAAUGUCCUAUGUUAUAAGGUACAGGAGCUGACAUCUGCAUAGCCAGAGUCCAUCUGGAUAUGGCAUAAAGUCAGCAAUGGCUUAGCUAGAAAUGAGGUAGAGAUGAUUUGGAGAUGUUACUCUCUACCAUAACCUUUAUGAAGCUGACAGCAGACUAAAAGAUUUAAUUCCAUCUUUUCAGAAACAGACAUAGUAAUACACAUUGGUAAUACAGCUGAUUAUUUAUCAGCCUUAGCAAGAUAUAUAUGCAUAAAGUGUCCAAAAUGCAGUCCAAGGCACAUCUGUAAAUUGAUUUAAUGACAUAUAUUGUACUUAAUUACAAAUUAGCCAAGGAUUUUGGCAUUCAGUAAACCCAGGUUUUUUAAGCAGCUACUUGCCAACCUAGCAGUUCGAAAGUACCUCCGGGUGCAAGUAGAUAAAUAGGGACCGCUUACCAGCGGGAAGGUAAACGGUGUUCCGUUUGCUGCGCUGGCUCGCCAGAUGCAGCUUGUCACGCUGGCCACGUGACCCGGAAGUGUCUGCAGACAGCGCUGGCUCCCGGCCUAUAGAGUGAGAUGAGCGCACAACCCUAGAGUCUGGCAAGACUGGCCCGUACGGGCAGGGGUAGCUUUUGCCUACGGUGAGCAAGAACAGGUGAUCAAGAAGGGAAGCUUUUUAAUAUGGGAUUGAAUGUUUGUUUCAGGUUUCCUGUGCCAUACAAAUAACUAAAGCAGAUAUUUGAUAAAGUAAGCUAGUUACAGUUUUGGUGGGUUGUUGAUUUGCAGGAGUGAGUUGCCAGCUGCCCCUUUAUUGCCUCCAGGUGUACAGCAGAGCAGCAACCAUUGUAACUGGACGCAGAUUACUGUGCACUGCUGACUGGAUAUGCUGUUUCAGUAUUUUUGCAUUACUCUCCUUAUUUUGUAAGCACUGGGAAGCAAAACACAGCCACACUGCUUAUGACUCAUUUGUAACUGUCCUGUGAUACGCUGUAGUACUCUGGAGUAGUUUGAGGUGGGGGGAGUGACACUUGGUGGGGCAAGACAGACCCCUUGAUUAAAAGCCUAUUUAAACAAUUGUGUGAAAGAGGCAAUGUAAAAGAAGUUUGGUAAUGGUGAAGGAAGUGGCAGUAGUGUGAAUGCUUAAGAGUUAUAUUUUCCAUAUAUAGAAUGGCUGUGUAUGGAACUGGCCAUAUGUGGUGUAGCUAAUUUAUAUUAAGAUGAUAUAUUUAUAUUAAGUGUGAUUAUCAGUUCAGGGCUGCUGUGGACUAUGCAGUGUCCACACUACGUUCAGCAUCAGUAUGGCAAGCCGAGGUAUGCCAGAUUGCCCAAGGAGAAGUGAACUGGUCCUGGUUGGAUACGGAGCAGGUAAAAACUCCCGUGCCAAUCAGUAGUGGGGACUGCGCUUGUGAAUAGCUGCUGUAACAUUACCUGGGCAAGGCAGUGAAACCCAGAACUGUGAUUACUUUCAAAGGGAAAAAAGUGAAUAAAGGGAAAGGGUGGCAGUAGUUGUGGGGAGGGCAGUACAUGUUUGGUCUUCAAAACCAUACUCACCCUUUUCUCUUCCCUUGUUCACAUUUUGAUUAAGAUCCUCCAUAAAGAACAGUAGUGAAAAACUCAGAAGUUUGUUCAUUACGCUGUGAGAGUUUAGCAGUAUUAAUAAAGUUGUUAUCCUACUGUGACGUUCAGAUUUUUCUAAUGGACCACUGUGGGUUACCUAUGCUUUUUGUGCACUCUGGUGAAUAUCAAAUUUUGUUAUCCAAAAGAGCUGUCUUAAUAGUAGAAAUAAAUUUAUCUACUACCACCUGAAGAUGAAAGUUUACUUUGAAGGGGUUGCAUGCCUGCAACCACUAAACAAUAUUCUGCUUGGCUGCUUUGGACUAUUUUUACCUGGUGCUUCAAAAUUAAUCUCUAGCUUGGCUGAUAUAAAAAAUACAAUGUAUUUCUUUACUUAAUUUACAUCUGCUUUCUGUCUCACAAGAGACAGUGCUCUACUUGGUGCUGGUGAAAGGUCUGAGUGACUGCUGGCUUUAAUAGUUUCAAUUUAAAGACUACAGCCAUUAUUUUUCUUGGUUCCAGCAACACUUAGGUCCCAUCUACAUCAUACAUUUAAAGCACAUCUUCUGCAAGAAUCCUGGAAACUGUGGUUUAUUUAAGGGUGCUGGGAAUUGUAGCUCUCUCCGGUGUAAACUAUUUCCCCAGGAUUCCUUUAUUUGGGGAUGGGGCUUUGGUGUAUGGUGUGUAUGCACCUUAGCAUGACCUUGAAGCUGUUUUGCUCCAAAGGGAGACUUGUUUAAUUAAGGCUGUCAAACACCUGCAUUAUUUGUACAGUCCAUCUUAAGGCACUGCAGACUUUGGGCCUUAAAUGUCAUACUACUUUCCCCCUCUAUAUCCCACCCUCAUUUUUCUUAACAUCCAGUCUGAUAAAGUGUUGUGGAGAACUUGAAAGAUGGUUCACUAUUUGUAACAUUUUUGUCACUCCUAAUAGAACCUAUAUUAGCCUGUUUUUGAAUCAGAAUUAGUGUCUUAACAGGUUUGUGUUACAAUGCCUCUGCCCCAAAACAAUAAUCCUAGCAAAGAGAUGCCCUUAUGCCUGCAGGUGUUGUUCUCAGUCUACUUUUAAAGUUCACUUUAUUGCAUGCACAACACAAGUUAUUUUUAAAAACACAUGCCAUUGCCACUUCAAUACAAACUUAUCAAAGGAGCUAAAAUGUGAAGAAUUAUCUACAGCUCCCUCUUAGAUUGGGAACAAAACAUCAAGCUGUCACAAGCUGAAUGACAUCCAAAACUCUUUAAAGGGAUAUUGUCAGGGAAGAGAGAAGACACAAUAUUAGAACUAGUCGUUUUUUGAGGGGGGCAGGGAGAGUGAACUUAAAGCUAUGUACAAACAAAACGUCAGUGAUGGAGCCACUCUGGAAAUACAUUUCCUGCAUUAAUGUUUGAAUUACUCUCUAGUGGAGCUUGGGGGGGGGGCAUUUUUUCAAGUUUGCCUUGGAAAACAGCUGUGUCCAGUGUUGUUUGGCUGCUGACCUUUGAUGUCAUGAACCAACCUCCCCCUUUUCAAAGAAAAAGAGAUUGCUUUAUAAAAACACAUGAAUGAAAAUUUAAUUGAAUAAAUGCACAUGUAAAGCUUCAGAAAAAAAGAAAGCACACAACCUGUCUAAAAAGGGGGGGGGGAGGAGAGAGGCUGAACUACUAACUGAAUUAGCAUUUAUAUUGCUGGUAGGUCUGUCUGUCACAUACCUUAUGAAGGUGGGAGGAUGCCGGGCUCACUAUGGGAGAAAAAUCCUGCUGAGACCCCUCCUUUAACAUUUCAUUUGCACACAGCUUUCAAAAGCAUAAUUUUAAUUACAAAUUAACUGCUUCCAUUUUUGCACCUCUCUCUUCAUCCUGUGUUUACAGAAAGAGCUGAAAUUUCACUUGCAGGAUGCAUUGUUUUCUCUUGUAUGUUUUUUUUUUUUUUAAAUCUUUUGAUUAUUGAUAAAGCAGCGAUUUUGUAGCUGUGCUUCAUUCUAUCACACAUCCAGGUAUGGGUUUUCUCAGUGUCCUUUAGUGACUGAAGAGGCAAGCAAGUACGUAGCUGGAAUGAAAGGGGCAAUAGGGAUGUAGGCAGCAAAGGGAGAGGAAAAGAUAACAGCUGGUGAUGUUCAUUAAAGCAACAAGGUUAUCCCUGUACAACAGGUUUCUCAGACUGAGGGUCAAAUAAGACAAUACUUUAAAUUGGCUGGUGCAUUUAGUGUUUCUGAUUUUUCAUAUGUGGGAAGGGUUGGUUACCACAAUAUGCAUACGGGUUUGUGUUUCUUUAAUGCUUUUUCUUUGCACUGUUGUCUUGUCAAAAACUAACCUCUCCUGAAGCUGUUUAUUGCCUGCAAGGGGACCUUGGAGCUAUAUAGCAGGUUGUAUCUCAGAAUUAACUUUCUGAGAUAAACUGUUUUCCAGGACCCUGGAAGUUUCUGGUGUGUGGUGUUAGUUUCCCAGCUUGAAAUAGCUGUAGUUCCCUCUUUCAACUAGUAGCAAUGGUAUUUCAGGGAGUAGGAAAUUGCUUGUGAUGUAGGUUCCCUUUCUGUGGUGCUCUAAUCAGGGUACAGAAGUAGCAGCUACACUUUUCAUCCCUGAACCACCUUUGCCUCCAGAUAUCUUUCUGUAGUUGUCUUCAUUCAUCAUUGGGCUCUGUUGCAUUCGCCUCUUUACUAUAUUGUGAGUGUAUACAUAAACUUCUGUGGAAAAUUCAAGGCAAAAACUUACGUAGAAAGUGUAGACAGAAAUCUUCUAUUCCAACUGCGCACUAGGGGUGGGCAAUAUCAGAUUUUCAACAUCGUGAUAUAUUACCAGCCAAACAUUGCAGUCUGGCGGUAUACCACGAUGUUGAAAAAACAAGCUGCAUUGGUCUCAGCCUGCAAGGCACCAGGUGAAAUUGCCAUAGUUCUCACCGCAGGAGCUGAGGCAGUUUCACCCCAGCACCUAGCAGGCUGGGACAACACAGCUUGUUUGUAUGGCUCAGCUAGGCUGCAGGAGGGCUCCCGAUCCCCAGCUGAGACAUCCCAGUACGAGCGGGGAGAGCACCGGGGCUCCUUUGCGUGUCUCUGCUGGGGAUAAGGAGGGCUCAACACCGCAGAGCCAUCCCUGGUGUCCCCGUCCCCCCGUGUCAGUGCUGGGCCGGGGAUCCUUUAACUGCUUGGAAGUCGCUAGCAGAGGGACUCAGGAAUGUGGGGGUUUCACCAGCGAUAUACCGCUGAGUGAAGCCAGCAUCAUGGUUUGCUCCUCAUACCGGUCCUGGGUGAAAUACUGCCCAGGCAUACCGUGCACCAAUUUAAUUGUUUAAUUGCGAGCCUGUUUGAAUCUAAACCAAGUUGGGCUUCAUUUGUAGCUAGCUGGAAAGCAAGUAAAAGGGCUUGAUUUUGAGUCAGUCUAUGUAAGUGUCAGCUCCGUGACACAAGGUUUAUUACUUUAGAUCUGUUCUGCCUGCCUGCAUGCAGACAAGGGAGAGAAGUUAUAUUGUUGUCUCGCCCUGGGCUGUUUUUCAUUGCAUUCCUGUGACUAAAGCCUGUAGUGUGGGAGUGUCUUUCUGCCCAUGAGUUAGACAUGGGAUUUUUAACCUAAGUCAGUUUCAGAAUAUCUCUGCCUGACCAGUAGAUUUAGAACAGUUUUGCCCUGCCUUUUCAUAGAGGCUCAAAGUAGCUUUCUAGUGUGCUAUUGUAAUCCUUUCCCUGUAAUGAUUUCUAGCCCCUAGUGGAAUAGAGUGUUUCUGGAAAGGAAAAUCUUAAAUUAGCCUUCAGUGUUGUGAAUAGCAUAGAUAUUUGUAAGUAAAUUGUGGCUUCUAGCAACAUGAUGGAAUGCAUUUUGGGGAGGGAACUCCAUGACAUGUAGCAUAUUGCCAUAAUUUUAGACAUUCUUUUGUGAAGUGCCAUGCUUUAAUGCACACAUAUUGCUCUAUUGCAUUACAAAUACACCCCCUUAAAUGUGCAAAUUUACACCCUUAAACAUGAAAGCUGAAAUGGCAGGUGGCUAUUUCCUGAUUUAUCAUUCAGAUAUACAGGGGGCAUUAAACACCUUUAUGUGGCUUCAACUGGUAUUUCUUGUUGAAAAGAUUGAAAUGUAAGAGGAGGGGUUGGUGGACUGGCAUUGCACUAUGAUGAGUAUGACUGAAGGAAGAAGUGAACUGGAAGUUCUCAUUUGUUCUGAAAGUGGAUGGAAGAUGUGCAGGUAGAUUAAAUGAAUGUAGCAGAAGUAGUCUCAUUAAAUGAGAAAUCAUCAAUCUAUUGUUUCAACAGUAGGUCACAACAGAAAACAAAAAGUAAAUAAUUACAGAAAUAAAACAUUUACUUGAACUGACAUUUGUGCAGGAAAAAUAAAAAGAUGAUGUGCACAAAAUGCAGGAAAGAGCAGCGUGCUGGGGGGAAAAAUGGCCAAAUUUUGAUAAUUGUAUAUGAAUGAUUUUUUUUUAGGAUAGUUUAUAUAUACAAAUCUCAAAAGAAUGUAGUUUUUUAGCCUAAGAUCAAAGAACAUAUUCUAUCAUAAAUUGUACCAAUUUGUAUCUCAAAUGUGUUUUGAAAACAGUUGCUGGAGAUGGGCAGAGCAAUCCUAUACAGUAUACCAAUUAUGUGGUGGUGGGAAUAUUGUGGUGGAACAGCUUGCUGUAUGUGUUUAGCCUGGGAGGAGAAAAUAGUCGCAGAAUACAAAAAGGCUUAAAAAUAGCAGGCAUCCCUGGAACGCCCAUCAAUAGGGGUGUUGGCUAUAACAUACAUCCCUUUGCUGCCCACAUUUGGAGCGAACCAGUCAGCUUAUGAUGACUGAGACACAUGUCUUUGCAUCACCAUGCAACGCACAUGGUGAUGCCAGAGCACCCCCAAUCCAUCAGCUUCAGUAGCCUGGUCAGCAAGGAAAUGUUACUGGUGCCCUCUAUAACCACAGGUUUGGAGCAAAAUGUGCAAAGGGAAGGAAAGGGAGCUCAUACAACACAACAUCUGAAUACAUCUCUGGGCAGGUGUAAAUGGUGUCACCUGAGUGCUCUGCCUGUGAACAUGGCUCUGCCUGAGGAGGGGACUGUAGUGACUUGUGAGUAUCCAUAUCCCUUCCCCUUUGGAGUUGCAUUUGAGGUGUAUGUGCAGUGGUAGUGAUAGUUUGUUCUGUUCCAUGCAUCCUAGCUUUGAUCCUGCAGGGGAAAAGCAUGAGCAUUUGGCUAGCAAUGACAGUGAGUGGAGUGGAGUGUGCGGCUUGUUACUCUGUUGGGGUGGGGCAGGAAGUCUGUCUCCUUUGUGUGGGAGAAAUACUUCUCCCACUGUUGGGGGUGGGAGGAAAAAGCAAUGCUUCAGACAAGAACAUAAGAAUAGCCAACCUAUGGGAAGUUCACAAGAAAGACCUGAGCAUAACAGCAUUCUCCCCACUUGUGAUGCCCAGCACAUUGACAUUGAGAGGCAUACUGCCUUCAACAGUGGUGGUAGAACACAGCCCUCAUGACUAGUGGCCAUUGAUGACAAAAUACAUAUGAUGAAGGGGAUGGGCUAAGACAUAGAAAAUAACUGCAGCAGUUAUACUUGGUGGCAUGAUUGCCCACUUUAUGGGAUGUUCUGUCCCGACACCCCCAAUUGCAGGAGUAGGGGUGGUUGUUGGGUAUUUGGGUCUGGUUUAGUAAAAUAGGGGUGUUUUCAUGGCAGUGACAUAUCUGGUGGUGUGGUGGGGGGGCAUCUACCAUAUCUUAUAGCCUCUCAGCCAUGGCUGCCAUAUUCCAAACAGUAAAAAUCUCGACAGAAAAGUUGUUGGGCUUUCUUUUUUUGAGCUUUUGCAAAAUCACAUAAAAACUUGCUGUUUGGGGACUAUUUUUAUGGAUUAUGGGCAAAAAUGACUUCCGACAUGGGCUGCCAUACAUCCAGAUUUUCCUGGACAUUUUACCAACUUCCGCCCAGACACUGCUGCUGACUGCAGUAUUCUGGGAUAUUCCAGACGUAUGGCAACCCUAGAAGGAUUGCUAUGUUCAGAAAGAAGAAAGAAAUGUCUGUGUUCUUACAAGGAAGUACUUUGGAGAUUUUUAAUCUGAAGGUGCCUACAUUGCCUUUCUGGGCUGUGAUAUUAUUUUGAUUCUAGAUGUUUACCUGCUCUUGCAUUUAUAUAUUUAUUAGUUAGAUUUUAUUUCUUUCAGACUGAGGGCUAUACAACAGCAUAGCUGUCUGCCCAGGCUGUUUUCUCUUUCGCCUCUUCUGAAUACCAUUCUCCCCCUGCUGCCCUGCACAACAAUAUUUGUUGUGUGAAUGGGUUAUUUGUUGUGUGGAUGGGUUACUGUUGCUGAAAAGGGAAGCACAAAGGCUAAAAUGUGGUUUGGGCAUUUGGGAGUGUAUGUAGACAUGACAAUAUGGAACAAUUAUCUAUAAACACUGGUGUCUUCAUUGAGUUUUGUCUGUAUUGCUGCAAUUUGUAUAAUCACAACAAAAGGGGCUUCUGUAGUUAAAUUAGAGUGACCACCUAUACAUUGUAGAGGGACCAGUUCCCAUAUCUUUGUGUGGGAGCAAUCAUGAGUGUGAGCAGAGAUAGAGAGAGAGUAGUCUAACUCUCUUCCUGAUGUGUUAAAUUUUCUAUUUACAGGUGUUUUAUGUAUGAGGGAGCAUUAAAACAUGCAGUUUGAAAUGUGUAGUCCCUAGAGGGGUGACUAUUCUGUAUCUGGAGAUCAUCUCUAAUGGAACAGGGGAAGGGGCUGCAACUCAGUUGUAGAACAUCUGUUUUGCAUGCAAAAGGUUCCAUGUUCAAUCUCCAGGUAGGGAUGGGAAUGUCCCCUGCCUGAAACAUCGGAAAGCUGCUGCCAGUCAGUCUAGACAGUACUGAUCUAGAUGGACCAAUGGUCUGACUCAGUAUAAGGCAGCUUCCUAGCUGUGGAUUAUACAUGUCAUCUUCCUUUGCGAAGAUGAAAAUUGGCUAACUGCACGUGUCCCAUCCAGUCUUGUGUAAUUGUGGAUAGGAAUUAGAACAUAGGGUGGUACAAUAAAUGAUUAACAUGCCGUCAUCAAGUCAAGAAAGAACAUAGCUGCUGGAUUGCUGAUGACGUUGAGGGUGGAUCCUUGAACAAUGAAAUGCUUACGGCCAGGGGCAUUGAAACUGGCUAUUGCCAGAUGGAUUCAGUAACUAGGAGUAAGAAUUUGAACUGCAUAAACUGCUAAGAUUCUCCUGUUCAAAUUGGUACAUCUACCAAAUUAUGUUCCUUCUGUUUGGUAGUCCUAUCUAAAUAGUUCUGAACUUGUCCAUAUAAUUUGGUACUAAAGGAGGCGGCGGCACAAGGAGAGUGAAUCUCAUGUGUUUAUAAAAUAUGCACCAGACUAUUGAUUCUAUAUUGUAACUUCACAAAAAGGACUUCCUGCUGUCAAAUGGAAAUUUGAUGUCGCAGUGUUUUGCCUCAGAUGACAGAUUUGGCAGCCUACAGCUAUUUGAUAAUUUCGCGGUCUGUAUUUUUUCUCUUGCACUCUUAUAUAAGGGGUUUGUUUUGCCAUCAGCAGUCUUCCUACUUGUGCUAACUUUAGGGUGCACCAAGUCAAAUGUAAGUGAAGGUAUGAGGUGGGGAGCAUGUGAACGGCUUAAAUUGAGGGGAUGGAAGUCCCCAGCUAUUCCUUUUUGAUUAUCAAUAUGAUGAGCUGCUACCUAGUGAAUAAUUUAAAAUCUGUCUGUGGGCAUGUUUAUAUUUCUGUAUAAAUGUAUGCUGUUUACAUUACUGACAGUUCACUUGGGUUUGCACCAACUCAUGUAGGAAAUAGGAGGGGAUGGAACUGAACUGUCAAUGUAAGAAAAAAAGGGAUUUUACAAGUGUUUAGAAUCCCAAGAUAACAGUAGGGGUAGUUUGGGUGUGCUUUUAUCUUGCUUAAAAAGUGUAAUCCUUAAAAUUGCUGAGCUAGAUGCACUUGACACUCAUUUUUUGAACACCCCCCCCCCAUGUUCUUGAUUUGGUCAAAUCAGGUUGCAGUUUUUUCAUCCAGGUCUUCAUGGUUGAAGCAUUUUCUGCUGGGAAAUAAGUGUCAGUGAUUAUCCUUAAACUAGAACAUAGAUUUCUUCAUGUGUCUCUCUUUAUAUGCUGUCUUCCACUUCUGUACAGUUUCUGUUUUCCUGAAAAUGUAAAUUCAGAUGUAGUGGCAAUAUGAAGAUGGGAUUGAACAAAGCUUUUGUUGCAUCAAAGAAGGGUUAAUAGGAUUCUAGAACACAUCAAAAGCAGUAUUAUCAGAAAGACAUUGGAAAAUACUACAGUAUUUUACAGAACUCUGGGGAGACUUCUGCCUUGGGCUAUAGCAUCUAACUUGAGGAUGUUCAUCUCCUAUAGGGAUAGACAAAAUUAGAAUUGUGCGACUUACUUAAUUGGUGGGUUAUUCAGUGCCUUGACUGUAGCCCUCAGAAAAUCUGAAAUCCGUACAGUUGGGAGUUUUAUUCCAUUGUGUUGUGUUCUUACAGUGAAUGUAUGAUUAGUGAUGUGUUUUAACAUUAACAGUAUAAGCUACAUGUUCACAUUCUUGGUCACUCUUCUUCAGCCAACUUUUCCACCUAUGUAGUGCUUUUGCCUUAUAAUCAAGAGUGAAUAAUGAUAGAUUUCCUGCUACAGCAGCAUGUUUGUUCCCACUUUGUGUUUCUUCAUUUGUGCACCAUCCGUUGCCUGUCUUUUCUUCUGAAUUACCGAUUACCUGUCUUGGAGGGGGAUGUGCUAAUGGACUGUGCUGGUGCAAUUCAGCUUUAUGUGCAACAUUUGCAUUGAAGAAGAAUAUUGCUUGACUUGUCAGUGACCAAAUCCUAAAUAUUGUCAGCAACAUGCUGAGCUUCCAACACACUGGAUCCAGCAUAGAUUAUGAUACUAACAUUAGCUAGUGGUGGAUGUCUGGAAAGGCAGAAUAAGAAGAAUGGAUAUGUCAUCAAUGGUAUUGUACAACCCAAACUUUAAAAGCCUCAGAAAUAGGACUUGGAUCAAGGGCUUAACAUAUAUGGUAGCAGUGAGGUAGCUAUCCUGACUUCAACAGGAAGGAGGUUGUACAGCUUAGGGACAGUCAUCGUAAAAUUCUAAUUCUGAGCUGUUUGCUGCAAAUGGGUUAAUAAUGUCAGUUGCACAGCCAGUAUAGAAGGGGUGGUGUACUUUUAAAGGUUUUUAAAACAGUGAGCAAAAGCAGUAUGUGUUGUGGUUCACCACCUCCUCUUUCUCCGCCUCUUCAUUUUAAAUGAAAAUGCAUUAAAAGGAAAGAAUCAAGGCCACUCUUAUGCAGAAAGAUUCCUUCACUUCAGUAAAAUUAUGUCAAAUGGACAAUACCCAGGAUUUUGACAUUUUCCAACUAAUAAAGUAGUUGAAAUAAUUUAAUGUGGGUAUCUAAUACAUGUCUGCCUUUUAAUCCAAUAAAUCUCAGGUCUGUGUGUCUGAGAACAGUUAUUCUGCCCCCCCCCCUUUUAAGGGUCAUCUAAGCCGAUAGACUCUUAAAUUAUCAAAUACAAUACUGCUUGAGGUUCUUUGUGUUGAAAUAGGAUGACUGGGUCAGUCUUAAUCGGAAAUAACCAUGACCCAUAUUACUUUAUUGUGACUUCCUCCUAACCCCCAAUCCCAAAAUCUCUUAAAAGGAUUUCCAGAAAUAAGAGCCCAAAGCGUAAUAGCUUAUAAGAGCCAAUACAGCACAGAACUUCAUGGAUGAUAUGGACUGGAAAUUGAGAAACGUAUGAGCUGUGAACUCUUACUGAUAUGUUACAUACAUGGUUUUUCUGUCAUUCAGAAGCUGUCCUGGUCUUUAAUGUUUGAAAGUUUUAUGUGAUGUAGGUUGCUAUUUGAGUCCUGUAAAAACUAGUGUGACACUGGAACACACUGGAGACUGAAGUUGAUUUUAGACAGGCUACUCUUCCCCAUCAUGUGCACAUAGUUUAUCAAAUAGAUGCCUCUGGUCAAACAGAUUUUGGAACCUAUAUAAAAACUUGCAAUAUAUAUUAUCAAAGGUUGAAGUUGGAUGAGUAUACACAUGAGCAGAGAUCCUUCCUUAAAAUUGCCUUUGAGUCCCUGAAAAGGUGACUGAACUUAAGCUGUAGUGGGAGAGAGAAACUGAUGGCGGAGCACAUGGGUGUGGGCAGGGGGGGCAGCUGUCCCCCUAGAUCAAGUAAAACAAUAGAAAUAUUUAACUAGCUGACCAAUCAUGUCACUACUGCCCCCCAAGUCUUGCCCCCCCAAAAAAUAUACUGGCUACGGAGGAAAUGGGUAUGUGGUAUUUCAAGAAAGGCAUUUCUAUCUCAGCUUUGCAGCAUCAUAUAAAAUACCAAAACACAGUGGUAUUUUGAUCUCUGGUGCUUUUUAGAGUUAAGCAAACAGUUUUCAUAUGAGAAAGGAGGCAAAAAGAUUAUUCUUUACACAACUCUAUCCUACAGUCUCACUGUAGAAUUCACUUAGCAUAGCUCUCCUCUGGUCUUGAGACAUGACCCUUGGGUUUAGCAAACAGAAACUACCACAGGGAAAGAAAAGCAAAGGGUAGUGUGCUGAAUGAAAGAUUGAUAUCAAUAGGUCAUAGGGCCAUUGUUUUGCUCAAAGGCUGCUUUAAGUAUGCAUUUACAUUUCUGUUGAAUAUUCAGUAAGCAUUUUUCCCUGCUAUUAUGUGUGUGCUGCUAGCAUCCUGGUGCUCUGAAAGAAGGGUUAAGAGUUCAGAACAUAAGCAAUUGAUGAUAAAUUCCAGCCUCUUAGGGGUCUGGGUCUCCUUUCCUUGCAUCUGUUUCCAUUGAUGCAUUUGCCGCUAGAAAUGAAUGUAUCGUGGCACAGAAGCAUCUGCAUAUAUUUGGUUUCCCCCUACGUUGCAACCACCUCUGAAUCUUUCUGAGUGUAUAUUUUAGUUUAAUGAUAGUCAUGUCUCUUGACUUCUAGUCACGUGAACACAUUAUUUGAGGACAAAGUAGAUGUAAUACAGAAGAUUGGUGAGUAGUAGCUCCCAAGUGCUGAAUUCCUAAUAUAUUCUCUCCUUCUGUUGCUCUUGACACUUAUUCAAAAAACGGAGAUCUAAUUGAAGAAUUUCUUGCAUCAUGUCUAGUAGGUCCAUAACAGAAAGGGUGUAUGUGUGUGUUGCUGUAGAAAAGUGUAAGGUCUGUGGAACUUUCAUCUUGGCAUGCAUAUGCUUUUUUUAAAGUUGUAAACAUAAAUCUGAAAUUCUUUGUGGCCUGUAGGUGUUCUUGCUGCUGAUUAUUAUUGUGGUCAAAGAAGCCUCACUUGUUUCUGACCUCGUUGAAAACACCUACAUGUUGAACUGGGGUUUGCAUUUGAAGCAAAAUAUUCUCCUUGAUUUGUACAUCCACUUGCAUUCAUGUCUCAGGAUUUUUUAUGUCUCAGUGUAAAUUGAACUGUGUUCUGUACAGUAUUUUCCUUCCCUGCUUAACUGGGUACAGUAGCCAAGCUGACAUUCAGACAGAACUCUGCCAAAAUAAACAAAAAAAGAAAAACCAGCCAUCCAUGGAAUUGCGCCCUGGAUGUUUGUACCAGGUUUCAUUCUAAUAUUGUAGCCAUGAGGUGUGAAAAAGAACAACAUAAAUAUUCAGGGGAGAAGGAACAUUCUUCCUCAGGAUCUUUUCAGAAUCCACUCCUCUCCCCUACCGGGAAACUCCCAUGAAAUACUUUUAUCUUUUGACGUGAGUUAAAUGCUUUUUGAGACAAGUUUGUAUCUAUAUAAAAAUGUUUGUACCUCAUAUUUUGGGAAAGGCAAUCUACUGCAUUUAAGAAUGAUAAUGUGCUAUUGAAAAGUGUUGUUAUCCAGAUUAAAUUUGACAUGCAAUAUGCUGCUGGGCUCUUAGUAAAAGAACAAGUGCAACGUUCCCACACACACAUACACACAUUUUAGUAUGACUGUAUAAGACUGCUUCUGUUGCCAGAUAAAACACUUUCUUCCAAUGCAUGGCUUUGUUUCUAUUUCCAAUUCAACCCUCCUCCCCUCAAAAAAGCCAUUCUCAGAUGGCAAAAGCUAAGAUACAUUUGCUUAGGUAGCAUAGAUACAGCCACGUGUGUGGGGGGGGGGGGGUCACUUGUAUUGAGUAUAUUCACAAGUUUGCUUAGACAAAACUGAGACAUUUGUUCUUUGGAGACUGCAAGCCUAUAGCGUUCUUGCUUGGGAGUAAGCACCACUAAACAGAUUAGGUCUGUCUUCUGAGUAAACAUGCAUAGCAUUGCUCUGUAAAUUUAAUAAAUUUGCCAAGUAGGUAUAAUUAUAGUAUGCUAACUACCUUAUAAAUUAUGCAAUUUAUAUUAAAACAGUAAGACAAAUUUAGGAGUGUAUUUCAAUUUGCCUAUUUCUGUUUUCCCUAUGGCUGCAACAGUAUUACAUCUUUAGUUGUAAUGCUAACCUUUAUUAACAAAGUGUCAAAAUGGUGAGUUAAACCAAAGGCCUUAUGUCACUAGGCCAGGGGUCAGCAACCCGUGGCUCCGGAGCCGCAUGUGGCUCUUUUACACCUUUGCCGCGGCUCCGGGGCGCCUCUUCCCUCAUGGUGCAGGGAGCGAGGAAGAAGAGGAGGAGGGCGGCGGCAGGAAGGCGCGCCAGGGCGCAGCGGCAGUUCUCCCCUCAGGUGGAUGCGGCUGCCACUGCCACCGCCGGCCACACACAGGCGCGUCCACAUGCAGGCGUGCUCCCUUUCGCUGUCCGCAGCCCACCUGCCCUCAGGCCCCGCGCGCCGCGUGUCGUCGAGAGCCGCCCACCCAGGCCACGCUCUCCUCAGCCCCGCGCGCAAGGCACCUGAGGCGAGGGAGAGGGAAAUGGCGGGGCUGGGUUUGUGUGUGUGUGUGUGUGUGUGUGUGAGGGGUGGCGGUGGUGCUUCGGGAUCCUUUUCCGUGCCUUGCUUCUGAGUGGCCGCCGAGUUGAGGGACAGCACCUGAGGUGAACCACAAAAUGGGCCUGCCCUCCCUGUCAGGAAGGAAGGGGUGAAUUACGUCAGUGACGAGGAGGGGGUCCAGAGGUAGCCAGCAGGAGAGGCGGGGGAGCACGAGAGCAAUUGCAGGGGGGGGCUGUUAGGCACCAAAAUCCUGCAUGCGGGAUUUCCCCCGUUCUCUCGUGCCUAUGCAAUUCCUGCCCUUCUCCCUUCCCCCUCGAGAUUUGCUGCAGAGACAAGCAAAUGAAGAAGAAAGGGAAGAGUAUUAGCUGACAUGUCCCCGGAUCCCAUGGAAAGCACCACAGAUUCCUUUGCUUACCAGCUCUUUUUAUUUUAAGUUGGCUUCAAACCUGUAAUUGUGUAGGUGUAUGUAUGUAUACAUAUACACACAUAAAUAUUCAUAUCUCUUCCCUCUCACCUUCCUUUCACCCAGUUUCUCUGGCACUGGUUUAUAAAUGCUGCUAUGUAGAAAUGAUGAGAAAGUUGCACCAGCAGAAGGAAUGGAUAUGUGCUAUUAGUAAAAAGAGAGGGACUUGAACUGCAGGGAGGGACAGACACGUUUCUAUGUAUUAAUUUGUAUAAUGCCCUCUAUGCACAUGGUGCUUUGCAAAAAAUGGAUAUGAGAGGUACCAUACCCCUCUUUGCUAUCUGAAAUAGACUCAGGGAAAAGAGAGAGAAUGGGGGAAGGGGAAGAAUGUGUGGUUAUUUACAUUUGGCUUGUUUUGUGGCUCCCAGUUUUUUUUCCCCUUCGGAAACGGGUCCAAGUGGCUCUUUUUGUCUUAAAGGUUGCAGACCCCUGCACUAGGCCAAUAAACUGAUUCAGCCUUAACAAACUCCCUUUUCCUGCCUGCCCCCUUUCCCUUCUUAGAAUCUUCUGACAUUGCAGCUUUGCAAGGUCCCUUCUCCACUUACAUGUAGCACCUGCAUUUCGUCUUGUCAGACGCAUGUACAAGCACAUACACAAAUACAGUCAUUUAAUCAGCUGAGGCACUGGGGCCAUACUUAUCUGCAGCCCACACAACUCCUGCUCCUGCUUUCUCCCCCCAGCUUGUUUUGAUCUUCUGCAGAGGUGCAAUGUGAUUGUUGUUGCUGUUGCUGUUUGUUUAUCACAUUUAUAUACCAUCUUUAUCUUCCAAGACUCAAGGUGGUGUGCAUGGUUCUCCUCCCCAUUUCAUCCUCACAACAACCUUGUGACUGGCUCAAGGUUACCUAAUGAGCUUCAUGGCUGAGUGGGGAUUCAAAUCUUACUCUCCCAGGCCCUAGUCCAACAUUCUGGUACUCUACACUGGUUCUUCAGAGUGCUUGGGACAGUGUAAAUGGUCUCUUAUUAUCAUUGGAACAGCCCCAUGAACUAGGCUAGAGAGGAGAGAUGGGGAUUUGCCCAGGGCCCACCCUGCUUCAGAACUGGUAGAGUAGAGUGGGGUUUGGGUCAUCACUCUCCCAUUUAAAAGUCUGAUCCACACAAUCUGCGACACAUUGACAGACAUGGGUUGAGGAUGGGGUUGCAUUCACUCUGUGAAGAUAAGCCAUGACCACCCAAAUCUUUCUGCAGCAUCAUAGCUUCCUUGUCUCUGUGUAUAUUAAUAACUUCAAGUAUGCUAAGAUAACAGUUUGAUUUAGAUUGGAAUCAUUUGUGGUGGGGAAAAAUAUGUAGUAUUAUGGCUUAUGGAAAGUGUCUGCACUUCUGAAAAGCACGCCGCCAAGAAUGAUCUGUUAGUAGCGAAGGGGAGAGAAACAAGAAUUCACUUUCAGUUGAGCCAACUAGGAUUGUUUUGUUGUUACUGCUGUAAUUUAUGCUCUUUGCAAAUUUUGAAGUGCACCUAAACUGGGAGGCUGUGUUGUUGUUUAUAUACAUAUAUACUAGGAGUACAGAUUCCAGUAUUCUUGUACUUCCUUUCAAACCCAGCCAUUGUAUCUGUUAAAAUCUGGCUUGUGUCAGACUGAGCCUCUUUGCCAAAAUUCCUAUCCAAAGGAGCCAAGAUCCUACUUUUUUUUUUGUAAAACUUCUUGGUAAUAUAGUUUUACAGUCACAGCAGUUUACAGUUUCAUUCCUACUGUGAUAUGUCUUAUAGCUCUAUUGGCAGGAUUGGGAACCAACAGGAGAGUUACCCACAAUGAGAGUUGAUAAUAUAAAAAUAAAUUGGGGGGGGGAUUACAGCUUUGUCUAUUUGUCAAUCUGUUUAUGUCAAAAUACUCCUGCCACUGUUUCAUAAGCAGCAGUAUACUAGUUGCUGAUAAAAUUCCUUUGUGAUCCACUGUCCUUCCCUCUCAUAGUGCCUCAGAAAGAAUUACAGUGCCAAAGGCAAGUCAGUGGGGCUGGUAGCUAAGUGGUAGAGCCACUAGGAUCAUAGAAUUGUAGAAUUGAAGGGUACCCUGAGGGUCAUCUAGUCCAGCCCUCGCCAUGCAGGUAUCCUGUCCACAGUCGUCCCUGGGUGAACUUGAACCACCAACCUUCUGGUUAACAGCCAGAUUUACUGACCCAUUGUACCACAGCAUACUUUGCAUGAAAGUCCUAGGAUCAUUCUGCAGUACGUUUUAUGAUGAACUCAAGUACAGGCAUUGGACAUUAGAAAGCCAUUGCUGGGGUGUACUUUGCUGCAAGGGGCCAAUGAUCUUCAUAAGGUAAUUCCACAUGCUUAGCUAUUCCUUUUUUUUUUUUAAUGGCAGUUCAAGGAUCAAUCAACAUUAUACAGUGGUGCCUCGCAAGACGAAAUUAAUUCGUUCCGCGAGUUUUGUCGUCUUGCGAUUUUUUUCGUCUUGCGAAGCACGGUGUCGGGAAAGUUUUGGAAAAGCUUCAAAAAUCACCAAAGUCUUUAAAAACCUCAAAAAAGGCUACCACACCGCGUUCUCUGAAUUGCUCCUCGAAGUCAAGUCGCAACUGUAUUAACGGUGUUAAGAAAAAGGAAGCAAACUUGCAAGAUGUUUCUGUCUUGCGAAGCAAGCCCAUAGGGAAAAUCGUCUUGCGAAGCAGCUCAAAAAACAAAAAACCCUUUCGUCUAGCGAGUUUUUUGUCUUGCGAGGCAUUCGUCUUGCGAGGUACCACUGUAUCUGCACUAGCCUUACGUGAAGAACAGUAGGAAGCGAUACCCUAGUAGGAUAAAGGGACUGAUUCAGACAUUGUGUUAAAACCAUAGUUAAGGUUAAAAAUCCCUGCUGCACUUCUUCUUUCUCUCUUUGCUUGGGUAACAAACCAAACAGAAGCUGGCUUUGUGUGUGUUUCUCUCCAAACAAACCAUGAGUGGAAGCCAAGGCUUGCACUUUGCUUAUUACUUAAGGUUUGUUUUGGAGAAACAAACGAGGAGAGCUGGUUCACACAUAACUCAAAGACAGCCUGUGGUCUCUUUCUUCCCCAAUGUGCCAGUGGAAACAACAGUGGAAGAGUGCAGCAUGGACUUUUGAGCAGCGUACCCCAACAUACCGCUUGUUCACAUUAAACCCCAGUAUAACCUUAACUAUGCUUUAAAGUGAUGUCUGAACCUGGCCAUUAAUCAUGCUCCUAAUAGGUCAGGCAUCUGAUUAUUCUAUUUUCUAGAAGAGAGGAAAUAAUGAAUUGUAACUAUGUAAGAUGUGCCAAAAUGAUUCAUUGUCAAACUGAAACAUGUUAGGUACAAACAUACAGUUCUUCUGGGAGAAAAGAGCUAAACAGUUUAACUAAAAUAAAAGAGCAUUCUACUCAUAUUUAGUGUCCAGCUUGAUAUUAGCUUUGCAUUAAAUUAUUUCUACGUGCAGUGGCUUUUUCCUUCCACAAUUUAUAAACUGGACAGUUUAUUAAGUAUUUUUUUUAACUUAAUAACGUUGUGGCAAAUAAUUGAUACUGUUUGAGCAAUCGUAGGAUAAUCCUGUGUAUGGAAAUGAGUUUCAGGGUGUUGGGGAUUUCUUGGGUUGAGUACAAACUAUCCAGAUGAAUACAUCAGAAGACUGUGGCUUAGUUUGCAUGUAACACUAAGCUAAACCAUGGCUUAGCACAAACCAAUUAAUGUGUGGGUUCCCAUAGCAAAGAUUCCAGUCAUUUUGCUCCUUCUCUGGUUGUCCUGCUACUAUUUUGCUGUAAGUCAAACCGGAUUUUGUCUUUGCAUUAUGUCCAAACCUGGGCUCACGGUUUAUCUCCUAUAGACAAGCCAUGUUCAGUAAGCCAUAGAACAAACCUGGGCUACAGCUUGUGGUUUGGCAGGAGCAAGAGAUAUCACAAGUCCAGGUUUUGACGUAACACUAAGCAAAAUCAUGGGUUUACUCACAGAAAUAUGGGAACAACACGAUCUGAAGUGACCAUUAUUUUAUGUCCGGGAAAUUGCACAUUUAGGCUAUGCCAUUUUUUAGGUUAGUGUUACAUGUGACCCAGGUCUGUGUGCCACAGUGCUACACUUUAAAAGUCCUCAUGUUUUUGAAACACCCCUCCUCAAUAGAUGACAUAGCUGUUAGGACGGGGGAAGCUAAUCUUUAAGUAGAGUGGAAGCCUCCAGAAUGCUGGUUCUCUCAGACUUCCUUGGGUUAGGUCAUUUGAGUAGAAAACAUUCAAUAUUUUCUGCUAAAAACUUCUGUAAUUCUUUGAUUUGUGGGUAUGUAUAUUAAAAUCUGAAUUAGGAUCUCUAUUAAUAUAAAAGAUACUUAUGGGUUUCUGUUUCUUUUUUUUUUUUUUUGCCUGCAUAUUUUUUGAAAGUUUGUGAUAGUACGUAUUUAAGUUUUUGGCAGCAGCUGCAUUGUCCAUGUUUGAAGUGAAAACUAUUAAUCUAAGCAGCUAGAAAUGCUAAGGGCUAGAAAUGCUAGUGGAAGCUAGGAUUCUCAGGAUUUUAAUAGCAUCUAGGCUGCAGAAACCAGUUUUUUGGUGAUAUAAAUUGUUGCCCACCCCCAGUUAGUAGAAUUAACUUUCAGCAUAGUGUUAUGUGAAUACUGUUGCCCUGAGUCCCUUUCAGUGUACUCAUUUUUGGAAAGAAGAUAUCUUUGCAGGUCUUGCUUUAUUCUUAGCCUCUCACAUUGCAAGUAUUACCUUGGUGCUUAGUUAAAAUAGUGAGGUCUGUUAUGGAUAAUUUCUUUGCAACUGGCCAUUUUAGCUUCCUGGAUUUGAAAUGCCGAGGCACAUUUGAACUUGCAAGAACUUAAUUGUUGCAGCAUUUUAACUACAAAUAUUUAUUACAACUGCCAUUCCUUCCCCUAAAGGAUACUGGAAAUAGUAUUUCAGGGCACUGGGAAUUCAGUGUGCCCCAUAAUCCCUUCUCACAGAACUACAAUUCCCAGGGUUUCUUGUGGGAGGAGAAAUGAUUCGACUGUUAAACCAGCCUGUGCAGUGUUUAUACUUUCCAGUUCAUUGCUCCCAUUUCCCCAUUGCUUAGGCCUCAUGUGACAUCUUAAGGUGGUUUGUCUAAGAUGCUACAUACCACAGUUACUCACAUAGAGUUUUCUUGGCCCUUUCCCUUACUCCCUUGUGAUAAUAAUUACACAAGUCCACUAAUUACAUGAGCUCAGUAUGUUGACUAUUAGAGAUGAAACAGGAUACCCCUUGUUGGAUAUUAGAAGAAACGGGAUACCCCAUCUUUUAAUGAAAAUGCAAACUAUAUUGUGUUAGAUCUAUUAUUUUAAUAGAUACUUGUACCUUUUUUGCCUCUAUCUUGAAUUCUGUACCAGUACACUGUGGAAGUUUAGAUGUGGCUUUGAGGUACAUUUCUGCAUAAAGCCUAAGGUAUACUUGGACAACCAAACUACCAACAUCAAAGUUUAUGGAAUCCUUACCAUUUGGUUACUAUAUUGAUUGCUAUAUUUUUUAAGUCUAUUUUUUGUUUUGUUUGUAGGUAGUCCAGAGAAUAUUUUUUGGUAUUAGAAUCAUAGAAUUGUAGAGUUGAAAGGGACUAUGAAAGUCAUCUAGUUCAACCCACUGCAAUGCAGGAAUCUUUUGCCCAGUAUGGUGCUUGAACCCACGGCCCUGAGAUUAAGUCUCAUGCUCCUACCAACUGACCUAUCCAACAUUAUUUUUUGUUGGCAUCAGUCUGUCUUGAGAGACAAUGGAGUGUGCAUCCAGGGGUGAAGACAAAGCAGUGGAUGUGCCUGAUGUGGCUGCAGAAACCAGUAACUCACAACUACAUUGAUUUGCUGCGUUAGCAGCACUGAAGUGACCUCUCUGGGGCGCAAGCCUGGGUGGUGUGUAUGGAGGUCUUGGGUUGCCCAGAAAACAAGACCUCUUGGCCUCACCAGUGUGGUGCAAAGGAAAGCAGAGCAAUACACUUGGUAACAGCUUGGCUGUGGGAGUUGCCAGAAGGAGGCAUAUAAGGUGCCAUCAAACUGCCUAAGGGACUCCACCGGAUUUGUGUAGGGUUUACUUGUUAGCUUUUUCUUCUCCCAAAAAUCUCCUUCAAGGCAGUGGGUAUGGAUUUUUUCUUGGGGAUUAUUUAUAAAGCCUUUCUUAUGAAUGAGUAUAGCCGCAAGGCAGCAGAGGUUUCAAAUCAGGGUUAUCCUUCUCCUAGAUGGGCUACUGGUAAAGCCUGCGACUCUUAAUGUCAGGGUCAUGGGUUUGAGCCCCACACUGGGUGAAAGAUUCCAACAUUGCAGAGGCUUGGUCUACAUGACCCUCAUGGUCCCUUCCAACUCUAUGAUUCUAGCAUCCCUGGUUGAUGAGCCCCAUAUGCCCCUCAUUUCCCUCUACAGCACAUGAAGCCAACAUUAAAUGACUAAUAAAUAAACACAGUACUACAACUUAAUAGAGCUACUGGACAUCUGCCCUUCAGAUAUUCACAUUAACAUUAGAUGACUUUUUAAUUAUAAGUUGAAGCCUAAUAGUGCAUUCUAGAAUGUAUUGCCACUUAUACUAACUUUGCUUAGGUAACAGAUAAAAUUAACUGUCUAAAAAAUUAUUGCCAUGAAAUUCACAUCUGUAUAAUUGAUUUUAAAAUAGUUGGCUCCUGUGAGCCAACAGAGCAAUAAUAGAUUUUUUAAAAAACCACACAUUGGGCUUUGUUCUACACGGAGGGAGGGCAGCCAGAUGGCACAAGUUUAAGGCCUUAGUGAGAUUUGACCCAGGGAUAGGGUGGGGGGUUGAUUAUGUAUCAUUUCCACUGUCUUGGGUUGCACUUCAUUUGCAUAUUUUGAAAUGGAGCUAGAGAGUCACUUUGUGAACAGUUUAUUCAGCAGAAUACUGGGAAUGGAGUCCUAAAAUCAGAACCCUGAAUAAUGAAAUCAUAACUACAGCAUACAGCUGUAGUUGUACCUUGUAGAAGAGGAAUAAUUCUGAAGAUUUGAGAAAAGAAGCUGUACAGUGGCUUGAAAGAUGCAAGCAAAUUAUUGGGUUGUUUUUUUAAUACAGUGAGUGAAUUUGAGCUGUUCAUUGAUUCAUUCAUUUGUUACAUGAAUAAUCCCACCUUUCCUUCAUAAGAACUGAAAGUGGUGUUCAUGGUGUUCCCGGACAGUCUGCAGUAUGGGUACAGACAAGAACCAAACCUGUUUAAAUUUAGCAAGGUGGCUAUAUCACAUGUCUUCAGACCAGCAGGACUUUUUAUAUAGAAAUAUAUAUCUAGAACUAAUCUGUAAUAUUAAAUAAUUAAGAUGUUUUGGGAUGGGGUAAUAGAAAGUUGAACAAGUUAGAAAAUAUUACCAGGGUAUUUUGCAAACAUGCUGGCAAAAGUUUCUAGUGGCAUUCAUAAUACUUUGAAAACGUGUAAGUGUAUAUAAUAUCUAUAUAAUAUAGACAAAAGUAAAUGCUGAGCUUGAAUAUUGCCCUUCAUGAAAACAAGACUGGGACAGAUGCUCACUAAUUGGAGCGAGACCAAGACAGACAGGGAGAGUGAAAGUUAAUUUAUGUUUGACGGGCCAUGAAAUAACUUUUUCAUUUUGGCCCUAGCAUGUCAUUCUGUCUGACUAUUAAUGUGAAUUGCUGUACUAAGCACUUCCAUCUACUAUAAGAUCCUCAAGGCGAGGCAACAGAAUCCUCCUUGAUUUUGUUCAUAUAUACUUCUGUUUUAAGGUGCAAGUCACCUUGUGAGUUUCACCUACUUGAAGUCUGUUGUGAAGAAUUCUGCCAUCUGUAUUUAAAUAUUCUGCAAUUGUCGUGAACAAGCACUUGGAAAAUUGAUAGGUGUUCAGUAAUGGUGUUGUAUACCUGAAGGAGCGUCUCCACCCCCAUUGUUCAGCCUGACCACUGUGGUCCCAUUCUGGGGGUCUUCUGGCAGUUCCCUCACUGUGAAAAGGGCAGUUACAGGGAACCAGGCAGAGGGCCUUCUCGGUCAUGGUGUAAUCCCUGUGGAACACCCUCCCAUCAGAUGUCAAGGAAAUAAACAUCUAUCUGACUUUUAGAAGGUAUUAUAAGACAGCCCUGUACAGGGAGGUUUUUAAUGUUUGGUGUCUCAGUGUAUUUUUAUAUUAUGCUUGAAACUGCCCAGAGUGGCUGUGAUAUAAGUAAUAAAUUAAUAAUUAACAAGAUGAUGAUGAUGAUGAUAGAAUCUUCAGGUUGGCCACAAGUCAUUGAGGAUGGCAAACUAUUUUUUGUUGUAGGCUACCACAUUUCUGUGCUAAAAGCAAAAAAACUGAAGCAAAAACCCAUCAAGCAUGUGCACAAAAAUAAGGGGUCUUGCCGGGGGGGGGUGCUUUUUGUGCUGCUGAAUAUAUAAUUUACACUUACAUGACUAAUACUUAAACACUGAUUUGUGAGAAUACUUGUCAUAACCUAAGAUUUUAGUCAAAAUAUUGUGGGCAAAAUGAAUAAAACAUUUUGGGGAAUCGGAAGUGCAGGAUUGAGGGAGAAAAUUCAUCUAACCUUAUAUAUAUUCACGUUAUGAGAAGUAAAGAUGCAUUCAGCUACAUGGGCUGCUGUGCAGACUGACAUGAGCUAGUAUGUUACAAGUAAUGGGCUUCUUAUAUUCAUGCAUUGUUAAUGUUACGCUCAGACAUGUGCAGCUUAUACUGCAGUCUAGCAUGUAAAGUUACCAGAUAUACUCAGUUCUGCAUAUAGCAACUGAUUAUAUUGGAGGUGAGUUUGCAGGUCUCGCAACCUGUCAAGGAAAAAUGGUACAUGAUUUUGGAAACCCAUGUCUUGUUCUUAAACAAUAUCCUUUAUUAUAAGCUUAAAAAUGUACACCCCUUCAUUGCGGGACUUCAAAUAUGGCAUAGAAUGGUCUUGAUAUUGUGGAACAUGUAGAGAAUUGUAUUAACUUUAAGGUGAAACCACACAUUCUUCAAGAUCUCAGGUGAACUUCCAGAAAAAUUAUUAUGGACAACAGGAACAGCUCGCUGCCUGGUAUUUUUAUUCUCUGGGGCCAAUAUGGCAAUAAUGAUGCCAACUGUCUUAUAAUGAAAACAGCAUUCAAGUAGUUGGCAGUUUCCAAUUAGUUGCUCCGUUUACUGGAAAGAACAACUUUCAACAGCCUUAUAGGUUUUAUUUCACUUGGCAGUAAUUGGAGUAGGUGAACAACAACCGGCUGGAGUUUACAAUGCAGGGCUGGCAGAGAGGCAACUGAUAUGUGAACUGGAGAAGCAGCAAAAAGAAUGUGAUCAACUCUGAGAACAGCAGCAGAGGAAAGAUUGCAUAUUCUAGUUUCAGAAGUGGUAUAUAUCCAUAUUCAGACAGAUUAUUUAAUAAGAUUUCUUUCCCAUCCUCAACAGAAGAUCCCAGGGUGGAUUACAGCAAUAAAAUACACAAUUUUAAAAAGUUGAAACCAUUGCAUAGAAAAUCAUUCCAAAUGGAACAAAACUGUAUAAAUUCAGCGGAAGAGGUGUGUCCCACAAAACAAAGGUCAGAAAUCCAUACAACAAAACUGCUUGAUGCACCUUUGUAGACAGGGUUCCACAAUGUAGGGUCUGCCACAGAGAAAGCCCUCACCUGGGCUGCCAUUCCCUGCACUUUUGAAGGGUGGUGACACUACCAAAAGAGCCCACUCUGCUAGGCCUGGGCGACAUAUCAAUAUAUUGCCCAGGACAGGUAUGAGAGGCAGACCGUGAUGGUGGUUUCACUCAGUGGUAUAUCGCUAAUGAAACUGCCAUCACUCCUGUGUGUCUCCAGUGCCCAGCACAGCGAGGGAGAAACAAGCUUCAGCUGGCCGCUAGAGGCAGAGGGACUCAGAGCCUUGGCUGUUUCAACAACAAUACACCGCUGACUGAAACUGCCAUCAUGGUUUGCCCCUCAUGCCAGCACAGAGUGAGAAUCAAGAUGCAUCGGCCAGGCACUAAUACAGCUUCUUCCUCCCUCCUUUUUUUUAAAAAAACUUCUUGACUGAGGAGUGCACGGCUGCUCUUGCCUCAGCCAAGCAGAUUUACAGAGCCCCUAACCCACCACUGGUUCGCACGAGCCAGGGAUGAGGCCUCCGUUAAACUGUAACUGCUCCGGGCUGAAAAAGCCCCGAUCCUUCUCUUGCUUGCACAUGAGCAGGAGGAGGAUCUGGGCUCCCUCAGCUGGGCAGCAGGAGGCUUUGCGCUCCCUGGCUGAGGUCCGCAAAUAAGCCCCUGUCCCUCUGGCAUGCGCACACCAGUUGGGGACCUUGCUUGGCUGGGGGGCGAGAGCCUUCGUUCUUCCCAGCUGAGAAAGCCCUGCCAGUAAAGGCGAAGGGAGCCCUGGCGACAGAACCUGUAGCAGCACUCUCUCCAUCUUCGGGCAAGGGAGGGGAUGAACAAGCGUCCUCUUUCUCCCAAGAGGUGGAGGCCUCCCCCUUGGGAAGCUGUUAAGUGUCCACUUCUUUUUCACCGGUAUAUUUUCUUGUUGAAGCACCUAACACAAUGUUAAUAAAGGUAUGGCAAUUUAUCGCACAGCUCUAGAAGGAAUGGAAACCCCUAUCUGAUAGUGGCCAACCUGAUUUCUGAAGGCAUGGACAACUAGAGAAAGAUUGGUUGGCUUAGUCAAUGGGCUUGUAUGGGAGAAGGCAGUUCUUCAUUAACCUGUCCUAGACCUUUUAGGUCUUUGUAAACUAAAACUAGCACUCUGAAGUAUUGCCAGAAGUUAAUGAAUAUCUAAAGUGAAUCUCUAGAUAGGCAGGGAAAGGUUGCUGUCUAAAGCCCUGGAGAGCCACUGCCAGUGCAUGUGUGGACAACAGAGCUAGAUAGACGAAUGGUUUGACUCUGUAUAAGACACUUCCCUAUGUCCCUAGAGACCCUCAGUGUUUCUGCAGCUGGAGUAACGUCCACAUCAGUUCUAGCCUUCAGUCAGUUCUUUUUACCUUACACCAGUACUUUCCUGAUUAUUUCCUUGCAUCAUAACAAUGUUCACCCAUUCCUCUAUUUUUACAUUGCUUUCCCAGAGUCCUCUGGCCUAUUUAAAGUACUUCUCCCUCCCCCAUAUGACGACCCUAUGUCUACAGUCGAAGUAAAUUUUGCCUAUGAAGCCAAUUCUAGCUGUCCACAUUUGGGGAGGUUUGUAGCUUGUUUUCUGAACAGGGUUGAAUUGCUAUUAUAUGGCAAGUUAGUUAGAGGUCCCCUGAGCUAAUGUUAUAACCGCUAGAAGGAAAGUCUGUAUGUACUGAUAAAAAUAAUUGUCAGUUUCCUGUUUUGAACUGUGCAUUCUAUUGCUAUGGCAUAUUUUGUCUGGGCCACUUGACCAGGACAUUCCUUUAACAGAAGAGGCUCCUCUGUAGAGUUUAUUAUGACAAUGUUCAAGGUAGGGAGAUGAUUCAUGGGAGCACAGAGCAUAGUUUUCUGGACUAUUAUUUUUUGCCAUUAUUAAAAGAGGCAGCUGGUUAAAAUGUAAAAUAUGGGGCGUUUUCAGAUAUACCAUAUGAACUCCAUAUAUAGAUACUUGCAUGAAUGAAUGCUGGAGUGGUCUGGUUCACCAGCUGCAUCCCCCCUCUCCCGUUCAACAUAAAUGUACAUAUAAGAAGGUGCUAUUUUGUAUUAUUAUGUUUGACUGUAUUCAUCUUUUCAUUGUUAAUUUCUCUUAAAAUUAAAACUAUAAAUAUAAAAAUUGAAAAUAUCAAGUGGAGACAAAAUUCUAAAUAGUAUAAACUUUUUCUGCUCACCUAAAUACAGAAUGGUUGUACUGCAACUUAGAUGUGGCUUUCACAGAUGGUGCAUGACAGCUGAGUUGUGCACAUGGGCAACAAUACAAAUCUGUUUCCUCACCCUGUGUGAAUGUUUGAAAGUCAGAGCAUUAAAAAUACAUUUUGAUCGGUAUAAGUGUACUGCAGGGGAGUUCUGUUUGUUAAAUAGGAAUCACCCAUCGGAAGGUAGUUUCCCAAGUAUUUUGUGGUAUGAAAUUGGGGUGGGGGUCUGCUGUUGACAAGAUAAUGUCAAAAAUUCCACUGAGGAUAUGUAAGCUUUGAUCAUGUCUAAUUUAGCUCUCUCUAGUUCAGCCUUCAGUUUCUCCUCUUCCCCCCACCCCUGGCAGCCACGCACACACACCUACAUGCAUAACUUUGCUUAUGCUGUUCUAAAAUCCCCAUUCUCCUGUAGGGGAGAAAUGUGAUCCUGCGUGGGUUGUCACCGCCCAUCUCUCCACUGGUUAGAAAGUAUUUCUGUACCGUCAUCAUAACAUAUCAGUGUUGUGUACAACAUAAAGACAUAAAAUACCAUUAAAAACAAGACAAAUAAUAAUUUAAGUGAUUAAACUACUGGGUAAUCAAAAAUUUAUACACCUACUGUUAUAAGAACAGGCUUCAAGAGACAACUGAAAGUCAAAAGUAAGAGUGCCUGCUGAAUCUCUUUUUGGAAGAAUGUUCCACAGCAAAUUUUAUCCAUAUUGGAUAUAACUGGGGGGAAACUGCUCAUUUUGCUACACCCAAAUCCCUCCCUCCUUUCUUCAAAAUGCCUGCAACGGGGUGCUUUGAAGUAGCAAAGGGGGACUACUGCAGACACUUUCUCCCUCAAACUUAAUUGCCUCUCCCCUGCUUUAUCUCUGCCAGAAUUCUGACUCUGUUUCAAGCCACUAAAGUGAAUAUAUCACUAAUGUGAAUAUAUGUGAACAGACAAUAAAAUAAAUAAGACUUUUGGAGUGCAUUGAAAUAAAAGCAACUGUUUUGUAGCACCUCACAGGUUUAUGUGUCAUAAGCUUUUGUAUACCCAGAGUCCAUUUCAUCGCAGACCUAAAUUGGUAAAACGUCUGAUGUAAUUUGUCAACACGAGACAACUCUCUUCCUCUUUUCACCUGACUUGUUCAUAAAUAUUUGUCCUGUCUGGCUUUGUUUCAUGAACCAAAUUCAAAGGAGGAGGAGCGAUCGGACAAAUCAGAGCAUUUUUUUAAAGUUUUCCCAUUUGGGGGGUUUUUUUUGUUUUGUUUUGUUUUUUGCUUGGGGGGGUGUCAAAAUUCCAUGGUUGGGAAUCAGUUAGAAAUAGGAAAUUGUCAACUUGUUAUGUGAACGCUUGCCUAACAGAUAAUUUCCAGGGAAAGCAUUGUUUUGGUAAGGCAGACCUGCAUGUACUGACCUAGAUGGUCCAUUGGUCAGACUCAUCAUAAAACAGCUUUCUAUGUAAGUCUUCAGAGCAGAGCUAACAAAGAGAAUCUGGCUACAAAAUAAGUAUCAAAUGUGACAAGGAACUUGCUUAAUCAUAAGGGGAAAGUGGAAGGCACCACCCCAAACUGUGGAAUGCCCUCCAGGAACCACUGGGGAACUAGUUUCCUGUAGCCUGAAUGUGAAAAAUGUUAAGCAUUCUGAAUGGAAAGCUGUAACAUUAACUUAUAAAUAAGGUGGAACCACACUCCUUGAAAGACAGCAGUCAGGAUCUAGAGAACAUUGAAAGUGGCUUUCUGCAUUCAAGGGGACUUUGGACAUUUGUUUCUCAAACUGCAGCCCUCCUUGUUGCACAUCAAGCUUUGUUCCUAAUAUUGAGGGUACUUGCAAAAGCAGCUUGUGAUACAGCAUGAUGGGAAUAAGCUGUUUGAAGAAAAACAAGGCCAAAAUCCCACUGGGCAUGUGCAAGCUCUUGGGCUUGCCAGAAGCAGCUUGUUGUGUCCCCGUAUAUUUUGUGCAGCCAUGACGAGAACUGUGCUCCAGUAGCUGUGGUAAAGCCAGCUAGUUUGCUAGUGAGGUGGCUCAGGCUUCAAAUGAUGUGAACUGGCUGUAGUCCAUGAACAAACAACAUCCAGAGGCCAAGUACUGGGUAGGGCUGGACAUGUUUUUACUGAAUGCAGAAUAGUGGCUUCAUAACAGAACACUGUUUUUCCAUACUUCGUGCUGAUCAGGGAGGAAAGGGGGGGGGGGAGAGCAGUGAUGUGGGGAAGGGAAGGGAAGGGAAGGGAACUCCAAACCAAAAGAAUUUCUGUGGCAUAAUGCGACUAGUAGCAAUUGCUGCUGGACGUUCUACAAGCUAUUUUUUCAGCUUCAUGGGCUAGCAGUGGCAUUUCAAGUGUAUGGGUGGAGGAAAGCAUGAAGGGCUCUUUUAAAGCAUCAUAUUUCUUUUCCUCUUCAACAGUUAGGUUGAAAUAGUUUUUUUUAAAUACUUGAAAUUAAAUGCAGUUGAAGAAAACAAAAAUGCACACCAAGUGAAAGCCAUUCUUUGAGAGAGAGACUGCUCAACUGGAAAACUCAUGGCAGUGUACAUAAUAAAAUGAUUAAUACAGUGGUACCUCAGGUUACAUACGCUUCAGGUUACAUACGCUUCAGGUUACACACUCCACUAACCCAGAAAUAGUGCUUCAGGUUAAGAACUUUGCUUCAGGAUAAGAACAGAAAUCGGGCUCUGGUGGUGCGGUGGCAGCAGGAGGCCCCAUUAGCUAAAGUGGUGCUUCAGGUUAAGAACAGUUUCAGGUUAAGAACAGACCUCCGGAACGAAUUAAGUACUUAACCUGAGGUACCACUGUACAUAAAAUCAUCAAAGCUGUUCACAAGUAUACAUAAAUUAACUAUCAACAAAAUAUGGAUAAAAUCAGAAAAUCUUUUAAAAACAAAUAUGGAUAACUAAUUAUAUGUCUGGGGAGGUUUCUGAAAUACAUAAGGAGGUUUUCAGCAGGGAUCUAAAACAAUAUAGUGAAGGUGCCUAUAUAGGAAGUGUCUGUAAAACAGACAUUAUUUUAGGUUUUGGGAGGAAGGAUACUGUACUUACUUGGAAGAAUGUUCUGGUAAAAUCUGUUUAGCAGUCUGUAUAAUUUUCAGUGUGCUGGGAGUGUAAGCUUUCAUGUUACAGGGAAAUUCUUGUCAGGCAUAAGUAUUCAAAGCAAGAAGAGUGGCUUAUAGCAUCUAGAUUUAAACAUUUUGAUACAUUUUGAAAGCUUAUGACAUUAGGUGGUCCAGGAAAAGACCACGUCAUUUACACUAUGGUUUUGGGGGAACCAGCAUGGACACAAAACUUUGGUCUCUAAGAAGUAGAUUGUUACAAAUCUAGUGUUAAGGAUAUGACAAUCUAAAUACUUUGUUUUAAAUAAUACCUUGGCAACAGAUUCAGUUCAAAGAAGCCAUAUCAAUGACCGACUGGCUAUGUUAUGCCCACACCUCUUAAUAUUUAUGCAGUUGUCCUCAUGUUGAUGGCUUUGGGGUUUGCUGUUCUGUAGUUGUGUGUGUGUGUGUGUGUGUGUGUGUGUGUGUGUGUGUCUUCAAGGGAUGAACAUACACAUGCAGUUCAGAACUGGUCUAACUUCUCCAAUAGGUUUUUAUAUGUACAGAUUGCCACAGAGAAGAAAGUGUGCUUCAGUAUUAAAGUUCUGUGUUUAGUAUUAUAAUAAAAUUGCCUAUCCUUCUAGUUACUAUUCUCCCACACAUUUGUAAUCUCUGUUAAGAGCUGGAAGGGAUAAUCUGUGAAAGGCCCCUUGCCCUCUUCUUCUUUCUGCACCACCCCUUCUAUCUUCCUUAGAGGAGGAACAGAGAUCUGAAUUUAUAAGCUAGCAUAGGGCCUCUGAAAUUAGGCCAAGGACUGCACGAAAUCAUAUUUAGGGUCACAUGCCCACCCCCAUCUAUAGGAGUGCUCUGAAAGUUGGCAAUAUGCUUCUUCCUUUUUGCAUAAGAUCAGCCCAAGGCAUGUGGCAAUAAGAAAACACAUCGUAUGCUGGAAGGCUAUAAUAGACAGUUAUGUGCAUCUUGUGUGUUACACAGGUCAGGUUAGAUAUUUAACUGAAAAAAGGUUGCUCACCUUUGCUGUUGAUGUCUACUCAGAUGUAAGCCCCACUGAGAUCUAUAGUACUUACUAUCGGGGGUGGUGAUGGUGAUUUUAUCCUGUAGUAGGGUUUUUUGUGUGUAAAUAACUUUAAUUUUAAAGAGAAAAUACAGUAUCAAAACACCAUGCUUUUUACAUGCACAAAAUAUUGUUUUGAAAAGAGUACAGAAUAAGAAAGAAAAUAAAACAAAGAAUUGUUAAAACAGAAAACCCAAAGGGUACUGAUAAAAGGCAUAUUAUGCAAUUCUUGCAGAGUAAAGCAUUCUACAUUACCUUUAUUUAUUGCUUGCUAUAAGGGGAGAGGAAAGUGGAGACAGUAUCCUGUAGGAUUUUAUAUUUAGUCAUUUCAGAAAGUAUACAUUGUAUUUUUAAGCAGCACAAGUUUACCAAUACUGUUAAGUGCAUAUAUACACAUAGAAUAGGGACGCGGGUGGCGCUGUGGGUUAAACCACAGAGCCUAGGACUUGCCGAUCAGAAGGUUGGCGGUUCGAAUCCCUGCGAUGGCGUGAGCUCCCAUUGCUCGGUCCCUGCUCCUGCCAACCUAGCAGUUCGAAAGGACGUCAAGGUGCAAAUAGAUAAAUAGGUACCGCUCCAGCAGGAAGGUAAACGGCAUUUCCAUGCGCUGCUCUGGUUCGCCAGAAGCGGCUUAGUCAUGCUGGCCACAUGACCUGGAAGCUGUACGCCGGCUCCCUCGGCCAAUAAAGCGAGAUGAGCGCCGCAACCCCAGAGUCGGUCACGACUGGACCUAAUGGUCAGGGGUCCCUUUACCUUUACUUUACACAUAGAAUAAAAGCAUACAUUAAAAUCAAUGAAGGUAUUUUGUUUUGCCUUGCCAUCCAAGCUGCUUUAGGGUCUGUUUAAAAAGUAAAUGAGCCUUUUCCCACCACUGCAUAUAUACGUGUAUCUUAAUGUAUUGGCACCCCCCCCCCCCCGUUUUAUUACACAAACACCUUAGAAAGUGACAAAGGAAACAGGAGAAUAGACUUUUAUCAAAAAGCUGAGGGGAGAAUAAAUGGCAGAGGUUCUGUGCUCUUUGGCUCACUCUGGCUUAAGUAGUUACAUUGAAAUUGUCAAUUGGAAAUGAAAUUGGCCACUGUUAAAUUUAUAGCAGUUUGAGAAACUCACGAGAGGCAUGACACUUGGUUAUUUAUCUUCUAACAUUUGUACUAUAUCUUCUAAGAAGCCCAUAUUUGAUGCUUUAGUCUGGCAACAACUCUGUGAAGGUAGACUGAUGCAAGGAGGCAAUGGUAACUUUCCCUUAAGUCCUCUCCAUUGAGCCUUAAAAGCUGAGCAGAUUCUCUGAAUUAGGUUACCCCGCAUCUCAGAACUUAGUGCUGUAAUCAUUGCACAAAUGUCUCCCUUAACUUGUGCUUGUGUAUUCUUGGAAUACAAAUAUUAAGUCAAUGAACAAGUGCACAUUGUUAAUCUGGAGAAAAUGUUUUGGCAGUUCAUGAAGAAAUGUCUUCCUCCUGUCCUAGAAUCACAAAGACAGAAGCCAUGAUAGCUAGAUUUGAGUAUACGGUCUGUGUUUUCAAAUGCAUUUUUUUCCUUUCUUUACUUGCAGGUGGUGUUGGUGCUUCCUUCCAGUGCCAGUUAAUCCAUCAAGACCACAUCUGUACUGAUGACAGUGACAAGGUAACUGAAUUAAAUGAGUUUCCUUCAGGUAUUAAAAGUGUCAAUUUUAUGCAAUUGAAAGUCUUGUUUAGCUGAAGUUUUAUAGCAAAACUGCUUAUUUGUCUCAAGAGGAUGUUGCUCUUUAUUAAAAAGGUGUACUUUUAUGUCAGUUGUUUUGAUUUUUCUAUUGACACCACCCCCAUGCGACGAUGGGUGAUAACUUGUACACAGAGAAUUUCUUUUCUUCCUCUCGCAAAGUACAGCUUCUCUCAUUUGGUUACUUUUGCCUUGCAAAGUAUGAAGGAGUGUUGUGUGUGGGAAUUUUCGGUUUCUGUUAUAAAUAUCCCUUUGAUUCAGAAAAGGUUUGGGUCUCCUUUCCUUCACUCCCAAAACUCACUUUGGGCCCACCUCAAACACUGAGAUCACAUGUUUAUGUGGUUGCAAUGCAGCGUCGUGGGUAAAAUGUGAUAAGUUGUUUGUGUAAGUUGCUUCCUAUUAUGUAGAUUUUAACUAUACUGAUGCUACUCUUCAAAUAUGGCAAAUGUGUGGUUAGCAUAAACUGUUGAUGCGGAGCUCUUUUCAGAUUAUAAAUUAAUGCACACUUCUCAGAUUAUAGGACUAAUUUCCUUGGCUUCCUGAGCUUCACAGAAAGGAGAAAACAACUACAAACUAUUGAAUAAGUCAGUCACAGGAGAAAAUUGUAUGCCUUUAUAAGCUCAUUGCAACUUGGAAGCAGUAGAGAGGAUAAACUGCAUAGGUGUCUCCCUUUCCACACCCCAUGCCCUGGACCUAGAAUGAGAAGGUUCUCUCACCAGCUCUUCUGGCUACUUCAGGCUAUGACAGAUGAAAUGGUCUUGUUUUUAGUCACCUUGGAUUAUAUGUACAGCAAAUUCUGAAGUUGAGAAGCUUCUCACUUAGAGCUGCAAAUAUUAUUCUGUGCGUCUCUUCCACUCAACCUUUCAAGGGAGAGGGGAAAUGUACUUGCUUCUGAGCUAAGGACUUUAAGAGGAUGUGGUAGCUACCUUCCCCCACUGCUUGCCAUUCAAGUUCUUCUGAUGGAUAGGGAAGGUGACAGUUCUCUCAGAUUGGAGCAGGGGUAGAGGUUCCAGAAGCUAUGAAAUCACUUUGGGGGGAAAUUGAGUACUGUGGGUCCAAGGAAUCUCAUGACAGAACUGAAAGAGGGUUCAGAUCUUAGCUUAGUGAUGAAUAGGGUGACUUUGCAGGGAGGGAUUGCUUUCUCUGCUUUAGUUGCCCAGUUGUAAAAUGAGGAAAAUAGUGCAUAAAGCUGGCUGUGGGGAGAGAGAGAUGCAUGGAAAGCACACCUGAAUAAUCACAUGCAAUAUAAGUACUUAAAAGAAAUUACUAUUUGAGAAGUGAUGCUUUUGAGUUUGUACUUUUUGUGCCUUGUUUUUAAAUAUGCUAAUAUGCAUUAUUUCACCUUUUCCUUUUUUAAAAUUUCAUCUUUGGUUUUAAGAGCAGUUGAAGUAGCAUUUGUCCUCCAUUAGCGAUGGUGGCAUUUUGUUGUCUUUAGGGAGGGUGCUCAAUAUAGUUGUUCUUACAUCACAUUUUGUGUGGAAACUGGCCACUGUUAGACUAGGUUUUAGAAAGAAGAAUGAAUAGAAGGUACAAGUCCUGGUCAUCUAUUUAUAAAUGCUUUUUCAUAUCAGUAUGGAAUUCAUUUGUUGUAAACCAGGGUCUAGAAUGUAAAACACAUGGCAAAAGAGUUUUGAAUAACAUCAGUCCUCAUAUUUCCACUUAAAUUGAUUGAUUUUUCUUUCACUUGGACACUGGUGGUGGUGGUGGUGUGUGUGUGUGUGUGUGUGCAUAGACAUUCACUGCUGAUUCCAUAGGAAAGAUAUGUGAUUGCACCCACCCAUGUGGUUUGGUCAUGAGAUAGUCACCUAGCUGCUAAUGGAUAAAUAGAUCUCUUAUUGUUAGGAAGACAUAUAGAUAUGAUCUGAGAACAGCAAAAAGUGAGUUAGGCUUUUAAUGUGUGGCCUUAAGAGAAUAUAUGUCUGAAGCAUCACUGACACUCCUCAGAAUCUUUUAAGAGUACCACUGAUUCUUCAAGACUUUGUGCAUGUUUUCUAGCUGAAAUCUGCUUGGGCUUUAGGAGCCAGUAUAUCUGAACUUGUCUGCUGUAGUAAAAAAAGAGGUUUGAAAAACUGCUGCUUUAAGUGCAUCAAGCAAAACAGGUGACAGAAAAACUUCACUUCUGAGUAUUGCCUUCAGUUUCUUAGUGUGAUCGUGACUUCACAUGUAACAUUUUGAAUGUGCUAUUUUAAGCGUUUUCCAGUUUGCAGCUCCCUUCUCACUUAUUUUGACUAACCUUUGUUUUAAAUCCAGUCAUUAGUUAUUUUCUAUUUGUGGCAUCAACAACACAAACUUUCCUGCAGAGUCUUUUCACUGAAAAUAGUGUCUAAAGCUGAAGUAUGCCCACCCCCACCCCGCAUCUUAUCACUGAUUCUCUUUGAUUUGUGCUUCACUUCCUGGAUUCUCCACAGGAAAGUGUGUUUCCUGUUAAAGAGCCGCUUACCUAUCAGUUUAUUUAAUUAGAAUUUACCAUAUUUCAACAUCUUGCAGCUCACUAGCAACAUCCCUUCAGUCGCCUUACCCAUGCGAAUUGUUAUGUACUGACAGGUAUUAUGCUAGAUAAACCAGAGUUGAUUAAAGGCAAUGGGUUUAGGGCUGCUCUGGAACACAGGGGGAAAAGAUGGUGAUGGUGAUUUUAGACUAGUGGAUUUAUAAAGUUAGGUGAAUUUAUCUGAAUAUAUUUCUAGAUUUGGAAAGCUCUGCAACAUAUUCUACAGAUCAUACAGAGGCAGAGCCUAGAAAGGCACAAAUAUAACUGCAUUUUAAAGGCAAUUCAAUAACAUUAGAAUCUGAUUUAUCCUGCUUUCUUCUUCCCAUUACUGUGCUAGAUAACUGCUCUGCAGAAUGUUCUUAUUCCUGUGAAGUAAAAAAACAACAACAUAAAAUAUUCCUUCUUUUUAGUUUCUCUUCAUUUUUUCCUUAUUUUGUGGUGUCUACCAACUUUGCCCUUUAAUAUUUUAAGUUCUGGUUUUUAUAGCCACCUCUUCAUCCCUAUCCUUUCUAUUUCCAUGACAACUCUGAAGACCUUCUAUUGUGGCACCUUGAUUUGAGCGUGCUCCAGUGAGUUUCAUUGUUGUACCUUACUCUAAUUCUGUAAUUUUCCCCAAAAGUUUUUACUUUUUAGUUGAUAUUUUAGAGCCUCUUAUUAGCAUGGAACUGAUUGAAGGAUUAUUAAUAUUGAUUUCUUGGUAAAAGGUGCCUAGUUUUAAUUAUGAUAUUACUUGGGACCUAUUUCUCUCAAGGAUAGUUUUGUGGCUCUGUUGUUACUUUAUCAAAGUCAACCAAACUAUCCAUUUUAAUUUGGAUUAGUGAUGCCCAGUGCUUCAAACAAGCUCUUAGAAGAUUUAUUGAACUAUAAGUUAAUAUAAGUAUUGUUUGGAACUUUUCUCUGAUAUUCAGGAGGAAAACAGCACUAUCUGGAAAUUGAAAUGUGUCACUGCCUAAAUAUUUUCCACACUUAAAAUACUUUACUUUGAUUCAGGAAGGAGCACAGUCAGUAUGAUUUAAGAAAUCCUAUAAUCUAGCUUCCAGUAGUGAUAGUUUUUUCUUUUCUUGCAUUCUUCUGAUGUAUGAUUCCUAAAACUACAGGAUGGGUUGAAGAAGAACUUUUCUAGAAUGGAUUUUGUGUUUUUGUUAAUGCUUCCAGCACUGUGUAUAUUCACUUGACUUAAGGGUUCUGACAUUUCAGCACAGUAUAGAACUGAACUAUUAUUGCUCCAUAAAAUAGCUUGGAACCUGUAAAUGAAAAUACUGUUGUGUGUAUCUUUUUAAAAUUAAAUGACAUUUCUGUGCCAGAGAGGCAGGUUUCAUUGCUUUCUAAAAGGCAAGGAAGUUGCAAAAAUGCUGUUUAGUAAUGUUCCCUGGAGGGAAGACCAGAUAGGAAAUAAUUUUAUAGGGCUAGUGAAACUGCAUUUUGUGUAUUUUUUUUACAUCAGGCAGAAGUAUAUUCAAAAUGUGAAGUAAGUGUAUAUCGCAUAUAAAAAAGAAAUGUUGUCAGUGGUUGCAUUAUUCUGCUGUAACACAUAUACACUAUAUUUUAUUUUAAAACAUUUCUCAGCUGCUGUUUUGAAGCUUAAGGUGGUUUACACAAUUAAAACAAAAAUGAAAAUACAGAAUAGACAGCAAUUGGGGGUGGGCAGGGGGUAGAGCAAGCCAAAAGCCAAACAGAAUAGAUAUGCUUUAACCCUUCCUAAAGGCUAAUGUGGAGUGGGAGCCACACCUCUUGGGAGAGAUCAUGCCCAUAGCAUUGGGGGAAACGUAUAUUGAUUGCUUCUAGCUGCAACAGUUUGCACUUCAUGUGCAGAAGGAAGACAAAGCAGGGACUGAAUAAGUGACUGAAGAUGGCAUGGAGAGCUAUCUAAACACAGAAUCCAGAUCAGACAAAAUCAGUGUGCCUUUAAUUCAUUUAGUUCACAAAAUGUUUUCCAGGAAACCCUGUGAUUCUUUAGAAACUCCUAAAUGAGAUCAGAAAUGAUGAGGUGACUUAGGAGAUCAUUUGCCUGCCCACCAUCAGUCUUCUUUGUGUGUGUGUUAUGCCAUGCACUCAGUUUAUCUUUGGUGAUGCUGAGGCCUGAAAGAUAUGUCAGCUGAGCAUGCAACCUAGAACAUGCCUUAGCAGGAAACUCAUUGUGUAGCAUGGACUCUGAAAGUAAAGCAUUCGAAAGUAAAGCGUUCAAAAACCACAGGCACAACUUUGCAGCUGAAAAAUUAUACAAAAAACUCCUCCUCAACAUUCUUCACUGUUCCCCGACCCCAGUGUAUAUUAUCAUCUUUUUAUGUUUUUCCUUUUCUCUCAAACUGCUUCUUGCUACAUUCCUUUUAGAGCUAGUUAUUAUUUUGGUCCUGUUAGACUGAAGUAGAAAGUGUGCUUUUAAAAAAGAAAGGCCUCCCUUUCUUUAGGCAGUGUUUUGUGACUGGCUACAUAAUUUGUUUGGGGCUGUUCUCUUGGAAGAAGGUAUUGCUUCGCUUUACCUCAGGAUAUGUACUCAGCAGAUGCAGAGAAGAGGAAAUGGCGACAAUAGUUAGUAUUGGCAUCUCUUACUUGCUUGCUAUCUAUGAAAUAUGAGAGAGAUUUUUUUUUUAAAGUUCAGGAGAAAAAUAAUGUUUUCAAAUUGUUUAUGAUUAUAUAGAGCAUUUCCUAAUUAAGUCUUUUUUCUGUCUGCUGCAUUUUCAUUACUGAAGUUAGCCAAAUUCAGCAAAACCCCAGCAAGAAAUAACCUUGAGGUGUACAUGUGUGGAAGAGUGAUAAGGUUUUUUUUUAUUUCUUUAUAAUGGUGUAGCAUCAGAAACAGGGCAAAUGUGAGUGUUUGAUGCUCCUCGUGUGAAUAUCAUAGGCACUGAUCAAUAGGUGCCUGUAAUACUAGUGCAAUAGUAGUAAAAUACCUUUGUCACAGAUUUGCACUUGAUAGGGCAAGUACAAAUUUACCAAUGAAACUGCUUGCUGACAUGACGUAAUGUGUGCCUGCCUAUCUGGUAAUCAUCCACAUCUGGAACAAUCAUAAAUUUUUUUUGAAUGAAUUAUGAAAAAUUCCCAGUGGAACACGCCCCCAUGCACUAGGUUGGUGUUUAAUCAAGGGGAGAACUUCCCUGGCUUUUUCACACCACUGCCACAGUGCAGCAAUGUCUGCUCUGAUCUUCUUGACUUCUGGUCUUUCCCAGUCUAUGCUAUACACUACAACUUAUUUCCACCUAAACUAAUAUAGCUGCUUGUGGUUCCCAUGGUGACUGGCAGUAGCAUUAGAUAAUGCCAUGUUCUGUUGCAGCUGCCAACAAAAGCCAGGCUCCUAUCCUGGUAUUUUUGGCUUGCUCUCUGCUCUAGUGCUGGCUGCUAUUAUGAGGUAUGCUUUGUGCCACAUGUUUCAGCAGUUACAUAAAACGUCCCAAUUUUUUUAGGCGUAUUAAAAUUGCUACUGUAAUUUUUGACUACUUGUGUACCAGGUUUUCUCUUGUGGAAUUACAGCAACAAUUUUGAUGUCCCUUUGACUUGAGUGAGUUGGUGGGCCAAAGAAGUAUUAGUGUGUUUGUACAUUUUCAAUGCACAAUCUUCUGUGGUUCAUGGCUGGUAGAAGAGGUGGCCUCUCUUUUGGCAGGGAGGUGUUUCUGGGCUCUGCUGCCAUGGAGGCUCUAUUGCCAUGGAGGCUUCAGCUUUGCCCAGGCAGGUGGAAGCCUACUGAUGGCAAUAGGAAGUGUGGGCAGGCAACCAAAAGCGUACCUAGACUCCUUUGCAUCCUUGGCACGGAGCUGUAUUGGCACCUCUGAAGCCAGGAGAGACCAUGGACAAGAAACUAAAAAAAAAGGUUGUUUUUUGUCUAUUGCACUCCACCAGUGACUUCCUCUGUGGGCAUUGGGGUUGGCUCCACUCUGCUCCACCUCCCUCUCCUCCUCCAUUGGUCUGUCUGCCUUCCUGCCUUCCUUUGGCGGCCCAUGCCAGCAGCCAGAUUCCUAUGCUGAGGUGCCUGGAGGAGCCUGUGUUCCUUGCUUGGCCACUCAGAGAAGCAGAGGAGUGGCCCCAGAACACAUAGAUGGGUGGAGUCCUAGCCACUCCGAGCCAGAGUAGAAAGGCACAAUUUAUGUGCCUGCCUGGGCCCUUAGUGGGGGCCAACCUAACCAAUCACUACGUAUGCUCCUGCCAAAGCCCCAUGGAUCCAUGAAGCUGGAAAAGAAAGAAAGAAAGAAAGAAAGAAAGAUCAGAGCAACCACCACCCACCAUUUUUUGCCCUCACUGGUGUGAGCCAGAAGGGCUUGGGAUGUUGUGGUGGAUCUGCUACUCUGCCUCUCCCCAGUCCCAAUUACGGUUGUUAUCAAAACAUAUAAUUUCAAAACUCUGUGGUCUUAGUUAAAGAUACAAUAUAUAUGAUUCUUGGUUUGUUUUUUGGAGUAAUGUUGAACAAAUCUGUUAUUUUGUAAUGUUUGGGUGUUCAGUCUUUUGACCUAUGGUAUAUCUAUAUACAUUUUCAUUCUAUUAAAAUCAAGUGAAACAUCCAAGUCAAAUUGGGCAACUUGCUUUAAAAAAAUCUAUCCCCUUUCAACUCCCCCAUUGUGUGGUGUUGUUUGCACUUCACUGCUUUCAAUCUGUCAUCAACCUUGUAUCCUCAUGAGUUUUGUAUUGGUGCCUCUCUUGGAGGGGGCAGCCACAGCCACCACUACUUAUUUGCAUAAAAUAAUGUCACUGUGAAAAUUGCUGAUUAAAAAUUGCUGAUUAAUUAGCCUUGAGGUUGAGCUUUAAAAAUGCAGCUGGGAAGCAAAUACAGCAGCCAAAGUACUUCGAAAAAUAGACAGGCAUACUAUUGUCAGCCAAAGUGAUUGGUUGAUCCUAGCUCAGUGGAAGAAAGUAUUGCAGGAAGGGAAGUGGAAAAGUAUAUUUCUCUUCUCUUCAGUCUGACUCCUUUCUUUUUAUAAGACCCUGCAUGAAAGUGGCCUCCCUAACUCUUCCCCCCCGGCUCACAUGGGACCAGCGCAGAUAGUUGGGCCUGGUGUAUUGUAUAUUUUGAUUUUAGCCGUCCUAGCUGGAGAGGGCGGGGUAUAAAUAAUUUUUAAAAAAAUUAUUCUCCUGUGAUUUUACUAGUACCCUCAUUUUUUGAGUCAAAUGUGGCUGUGUUGAAUUAUUAUUUUUUCAAUUGGCCAUUUAUAUGUAUAUUUAAUUUAAUACCACAAUGGUAAUGGCUCCCAGUUGGUUUGACAGCACUUAUAUCUUACACCAGGUCUUGGGCACCACUCAAGCUGAAAUCCAAGUUGUCGCCCCUCAGGUCGGUACCAGGACUGCUGUUCUAGGGCAUAGUCACUUAAGAUAUCUAGAAAUCUUUAUCUCUUAGUGUUGGAACUCAAAUGUUGCCAGUCCAUGUGAAGCUAGUUAAGGGCUCCCAUUACUACAACAUUUCCUCUUUUGGAUGCUUCAUUGAUUUCAGCUUUCAUCUCAAAAUCUCUGAGCAUUUUGAUCAGGAGGAUGAUAGCAUGUUCACAUUAAUAAUUUUUUGGGACCUGGUAUCACUACCCACAACGCCGGCUCCCUCGCCCUAUAGAGCAAGAUGAGGGCCGCAACCCCAGAGUCGUCCGCAACUGGACCUAACGGUCAGGGGUACCUUUAGCUUUUAUCACUACCCACAACAAUUUUAUGGAGGAAUCUUCCCCUUUUAGAAUUUCUGGCUUACUAGCCUUAGUGUCCUUUCUGACAUACAGAACAACAGCACCUCCAGUGAGUCCUUUCUGCAGAGUUCUCUCCAUUCUACCAGAUUUCUGUUAUGCCCAUUAUAUUAAUGUUGUCCUAUAAGACCAGAUACUCCCAUUUACCUAUCAUAGCUCUGUUGGUUCUUGGGUUCACAGAAGAAAGCCAGUCUAUGAUCAUGUAACACCACCCCUUUCCCCCCAUACCCUAUUUAUAAUAGGUUAGAACUCAUAAAAGAAUCAACAAUAGGAUCUAAUUUUAAAGAGUAAAAUACUUUUAAAUGUGACUGUUGUUUUUCCCCCCAAUCUAUGGUUCUUAGAGUGGUUAUUGUUUUGUAGAGUGAACUUUAAAACUUGGUGGAAUCGCUAUUGGCCGUACAGUAUUACCCUAGUGUCUUUCUGAUGCACUUACCCAACAAGGGAAAGUGUCUCUUUCAAAAUAACUUUUUGAAAGGGAAAAAAAUCGCUUUGAGAAUCUUUGCCUCUCAAAAUAUGGUGCUAGGCUUAGCAACAGUUGCUAAUCUAGGUCCACCCAAUGAGGAAAUAAAUUCUGAAAUUGGCCUGCCACAUCUUGAUAGUAAUUACUGUACUAUAAAAGCAGAUGGGUUUUUUUACCUUCCCAUUAAGACAGUUUGCCCUAUGUUUAUUUAAUUGGUUGCCUAAUCAGAUUGGUAGGAUGUUCUGGUGUUUUGAAGCGUGAGGCAGGUUUUGGGGGGCUAAACAGAGCUGGGGGUUUGCUCUCUUGAAUUCUGAAUUUAUCACUUUAAGCAGCUCUCAUUGUCGCACUGUCAAUGUCUCUCUUUCUCUUCCCCCCUCCUUUCAUGUUUACUGUAAAGACUGAGAAUUACUGUGUACUGCACUAUAGCCUUUUAAAAAUUCGGUUUUUGAGACUUAAGGCAGAGUUUAGUGCUCCCUCCGCUUAGAUUUCAACCCUUGCCUCUUAAGGCAAAAGGUUCAUGUUUCCAGUCAGCCGCCUCCUGCCUGCUCAGAAAACAGCCCACGAAGGAAGCAGAGCAGCCCUCGUUCGUCUUCCAGCAGCUGUUAACUCAAAGCUACAUUGCUGGCAAAUAGAAGGGGAAGAAAUGGAGGCAGUGAGAUAUUUUACUUUCUUGGGCUCCAUGAUCACUGCAGAUGGUGACAGCAGCCAUGAAAUUAAAAGACACCUGCUUCUUGGGAGAAAAGCAAUGACAAACUUAGACAGCAUCUUAAAAAGCAGAGCCAUCACCUUGGCAAAAAAGGGUCCGUAUAGUAAAAGCUAAGGUUUUCCCAGUAGUGAUGUAUGGAAGUGAGAGCUGGACCAUAAAGAAGGCUGAUUGCUGAAGAAUUGAUGCUUUUGAAUUCUGGUGCUGGAGGAGACUCUUGAGAGUCCCAUGGGCUGCAAGAAGAUCAAACCUAUCCAUUCUGAAGGAAAUUAGCCCUGAGUGCUCACUGGAAGGACAGAUCCUGAAGCUGAGGCUCCAAUACUUUGGCCACCUCAGGAGAAGACUCCCUGGAAAAGACCCUGAUGUUGGGAAAGAUGGAGGGCACAAGGAGAAGGGGACGACAAAGGACAAGAUGGCUGGAUAGUGUUCUCGAAGCUACCAGCAUGAGUUUGACCAAACUGUGGGAGGCAGUGGAAGACAGAAGUGCCUGGCGUGCUCUGGUCCAGGGGGUCACGAAGAGUGGGACACGACUAAACGACAACAACAACAUACUGCUGUCGACGUUGGAGGCUCCAUCUGGAAGAAGGGGAACUGCUGUACUCGCAGCCCAAGCAGAAAGUGGGCCUAGCAGGGAACUGGUGCGAGGAAGCGGCAGCUACAAAUUGAAACUAAAAAGCGGCCUUGGCUCCGCCUCCCUUAAAGGAAAGCUCCGAUACAGGAAGGGCUGUUCUGUAACCACGUGCGCAGGCGCCGCAAAAAACCCAACUUUUUUUUUUUUCUUUACAUACAGCGCGUGCGUGUCGUCGCUGCCUGCGUCAUCGCGUUGACGUAAAGCAGACCUACCCUGUGCGGUGGUCUCCGCGUAACUGAGCUAAAACAAAGGAAGACGCGGGCGGGCGGGGGGGAAAAGGAGGCGGAGCCCGAGGGCUCGCGGGCGGGCUGGGCAGCUUGGCAACCGCGAUUGGUAAGCCGGGAAGUCAGUUCAGGUGACGUCACUGUAUCCCUGCUGGCCGAAUGGUAGGUGGAGGGGUUCCAGAGGGAGGGGGCGGGGCUGGAGCAGCAUGGAGCGCGGCGGCGGAGGUGGCGGCGGCGGCGGCGGCAGGGGACGGCUCCGGGAGUGCUGGCGGCGGCGGCGCCCUCCCUGCUUGUGAUGGGCGGAUGGAGUCCCGCUGAUUAUCCCGGAAGCCAUUGCAGGGGGCGGAGGAGGAGGUGCUGGUGUGGAGGGGAGCCCGGGCCUGCUGCUGCUGCCAGCGGUGGCCGCCGCCGCCCCCAGACCGGAGGAGUUUUCCUGCUGGCUCCGCUCAGGUACCUGUGCCUGCGUGGGGAGAGCGAGAAAUCUGGGAUCGGUUUAUCUCUGUCCCCUCCCGCCCCCAGUUCGGCUCCAUGCCAUCAGGCUCUGCCCUUCCUGGCUUACAGGCUGAUCCGGGAAGGGAUGAUACGCUCUUUUCCGAAACGAUCCCGGCCGGGGGGGAGCUGUCUGCAAGACGCUGCUAACCUCUGAGGGGCUUUCCCGCCCGAUGCACGGGUGGGCGGCUGACACGUUUACUGAUAGGUAAAUUAGCAAAAGGAAGGAACAGCAAAAAUGGGACGCGCUGGAUCCAAAAUUGCACUAUGAAUAAAGGGCGGCAGGACCCACUGAAAGCAGUGGCCCCAAAUGGCUGUGGGGAGGGGUGUGUGCUUGCUUUGAUCCCCCCCCCCCCACUUUCCCGAGUGGAAAACGAGUCUUGCCCCUUGUGUCUCCUACCCAACUCUCAACAACCCUCCAUUGUGCAUUGUUAUGUGUUUGAAGAGGGCAUAUUGAUUUUUAAAUGAAACACCCUAACCAUUUGCCUUUGUUUUAAUUUAUAUAUUACUUAAAAUGUAAAUGAGCUGAGUGUUUUAUAGGGCAAUUUAAUCAGCGCACCCCCUUCCUUGCCCUAUGGAACUUGUCAUCUGCUCAAGCAGGGAAGGAGGAGGCAAGGAAAACUGCACUGUUGUGCUUACCUUUUAGUUGUCGGUGACUUCUGAGGGAGAAGUGAAUGGCUUCUAAGUGCUUAGAAGUUAACCCAGUCAUCUUUCUUUCUUUCUUUGGAACAGAUUUCCUAUAAAUUGACCAAAUAUAGAUAAUCGUGUUACUAAAAGAGUUUGUACAAAGGAGUAUGGCAAACUAAGCCACAGUGGCCACAUAUGGGGUAGUGUAGUAAAUCAUUAGAAUCAGUAUUUGCUAGUGCUGAAUGAUGCUUAUAAUAUAGCUGCAAAACAUUUUUCCUAGUAUUGUGUCACAAGAGAUUUUGUUAGUGCUGUAGGGAUAUCCUUUUAUAUAAAUGUUUAUUCUAAUUACUGUUAUAUCCUCCAUUCUUUACUCCACCUCCCCAAAGUUGUUGCUGGUAUUUUCAAGUGCUUUGAGAAUAAACAUGUAAAGAAUUAAGUGUGGUGAGAUGUUUUUUGUGAAGAAUUUGGGAUUAAUGCACCCUUCACAUUUGUUAACUUGUUCUACCUUUUUAGAAGCAGUUUUAGUCCAGGUACAAAAAGCAUUUAUAUGUUGUUCUUCUGAAAUAGGUGGAGUGGACAGAGAAAACAUUGGAAGGGAGAGGAAAAAGUGUUCAGUGAAGAAUGAAAAGAAAGGUUGGUGUGACAGCAGUGUAAGGAAUUGUAUGACAGUGUCUACAUGGAUUAUUGAAAAGCUAUACAAUUUCUUUAAUUGCAUACUUAGCAGUUUUCCUGAAGACACAUUGCAUACUUGUGCAAAAUUAGUCCACUUGUUUCCAUAGUUGUGCAUGAUUAGUGUAGAUAGUACUUGUAGGGCAGAUCUGGGGGUUUACAUUUUGGUAAACAGGAGUGUUUGCCAUUCUUUCAAGAAUGGUGUCAAUGUGAGUUGUGCAGUUUCUCUUACAUCGUAUGGUUAAUUUUCCCCCCCAAAAUUACCUUUGUCGGGAAAGAGGCGGGGGGACUAUGGCCCUGUUAAUUCUCCUUGAUAUCUCAGUUGCUUUCAAUACUUUUGAGCAUGGCAUUCUUCUGGAGUGGUUGUCCAAAUUAGGAGUGGGCAGCACCACUCUUUGUUGUUCCAUUUCUACUUGGAUGGUCAUUCUCCAAAAGUGGUACUUGGGGAAUAUUUUUUGGCCCCAUGGAGCCUUCAGUGUGGGGUUCUGCAGUGUUUGAUUUUACUCCUAUGCUGUUCAACAUCUACAUGAAACUGCUGAGCAAGGAACAUCUGGACUUUUGGGGGAGUGCAUUGUCAGCAAUGUGCUGGUGACACACAACUCUCCCUUUUCUUUUGCAUGCGCAGGUGUGGCAGUGGAUGUGCUAGGUUGAUACCUUGCCUCAGUAAAGGGCGGGAUGAGAGCCAAUAAUCUGAAGCUUAAUCCAGACACAAAUGAGGCACUGUUAGUGCAUGGUUCCCUAGAUUGGAUGGGUGGGGUGGGGCAUAAUCUGGAUGACAUUGCGUGCUCUUUGAAGGAGGAGCAGGUAUCUAGCUUGGAGGUACUUUUGGAUCAAUUACUGUCGCUUGAGACUGAAGUGCUUUCAGUGAUGUGGAAUGCCUUUCAUAAACUUGUUUGAUGGCCCAAGUGAACGCUCAUCUGGACAGGGACAGCCUAACUUCUGUUGUCUACACUCUGGUAACUUCAAGUUUAGACUAUUGCAGUGUGUUACAUAUAUACACUAAGUCUAUACACUUAUAUAUACUUUACCUUUUACCUAUACACUAGGUCACUCUUUGAAGUAUAUUGUGGGCCAUUGUGAGAAAAAUGGUUGCUUUUCUGUUCUGUAUGCAUUAUUUUGUUGUUUAAAAUGCAUACACUCAAGUUCUUGCACCUGGAAAGAAAUUCUAAAUGAGUGGAAAUAAAAGUGUACACUAAAUAUGUGUACAUAAAUAUAUAUUUGUGAGGAAGAGAGCUUAUUUGAGAGGCAUAAUAACUUUAGAUAUCCAGAACUCUCUUUAAAAGCUUAUGAACUGCUGAACCUAUAAAAAAGUAUUUGUUGUAUCCAAUGGUUCACUGUCCCUUCUGCGCUCUUCCCAUCCCAUCCCCCUCUGUCUGGAGCCUCAUGCAAGACAUACCUGUGCAAAUUUGACCAAUUCCUCCCCCUCCCCUUCAUGACUGAGGCCAUUCUGUUCAGAGGAGUCCUCAGAGAGGAGGGGAGAGAAAGAUUGGUUCUGUGAGGAGUCUUCCAUUCACACAAUUGUUUGAUACAACUCCAUGUAAUUAAGAACAUGUUGGGAUUUUAACUAAAACAUUUUUUUUCCUGUACUUGGGGAUGUAUAACCACCUCCAACAAAUAUUUUUGUUCAUUCAUUUUUGAACCACUACUACUUGUUUGGGGUAUCUUCAUUUGUGAAAAACUUAAUUCAAAACAACCUGGCACCCAUGUCAGAUCUGUGCAGUUCACAUAUAUCCUGAUAACUGCCUGUCCUAUAUACAUCUGGAGAUCAGGAAACUAGCUAUUUGAAGAGUUUGACUCCUAUUGUAUUUAUCCAAUAGUAUAACAGAAUAAGAGGCUGUAGUCAGUGAAGUCCUGUGAGUGUAAGAACACCUCUCUUUUCUUUGUGUGGCCUUGCACAUACCGUCAAAUCUGUUCUGGGGGUUCCCCAACCCUCCAGAGCAGGGAUGUUGUUUUAUGGAGGGCACACAAGGAGAUGGAGAGGAGGUACUGUUAUGCAGGUACUCUGCUGGAUGCAGUAUUAUAUUUUUCAGUCAAUUUGAGUUGUACAGAUUGACGAACUACAGUAAAUUAUUGGAGGGAUGUUUUCUUGCACUGUUCUUGCAUUUGAAAACAAAAACUGUAUCUCCUGUAAUGUUUUUAUUUUCUCACGCUUCCCAAUCACAACUGUUUCAUAAACAAGUAAAAUACGUUAGAUAUGCCAGAAUGAUAUAUAUCUGGAGACUGGUUGAGUAACACAUAACCUUUAAGCUAUGAAAGAACUCCUAGGUGGCCAACUUUAAUUGCAUUUAGACAAGCCCCAGCCAGAGGAAAACAUAAAAUUGAAUGUGUAAAUUAGAGUGAUCAUACCAUUCUGUUGCUGAAGCUUAAGACAUCUUGCCAGAGAGAUCUAACCAAUGAUCAAUACCAUAAUAUGUGAGCUUUUCUAGUGCCAUAUCUCCUGUAUUUCUAAGAUGAAAUCACUUUAGGGAAGAAACUGACUGGUGCCUAAUGUGUUUUGUAGCAGCCUUAAUCUGAUAUCUAAAGUUGACAGUCUAUUUAAAGUUUGAUUUAAAAAUAAAUAAAUAGAUAAAAAAUUAUUUAAAUUGCUAAGGAAAAUCAAUUUUCUAGUGAUGUGCCAUGUCCUGAACAAGGUUGCUAUAAGUACUGGUUUGCAGCUAAAUCGAGUUCCAAAAGCAACGUAGAAGUAUAAUCCAAAAUCUUUUGAACAUAUAGUCCAUGUACCUUUGAAGAGUUACCUUAUUUGAGACAUUUUGAAGUCAUACAAGGACACUGCACAAGAUGCCUUACUGUAAUAUUUCAAAUAGGAUUGCCACGUAAGGAGGAUCUAAGACAGCACGAGCAUCUGGACCAAAAAUAAUUCUUAAACAAAUGCUGCAGCUGCAUAUAUUGUCACAAGUAUUCUGGCUCUAAGGAUUGCUGUUGAUAAUAAAGUUGGAAGAAUGUCCUUGUGGCCCACUAAAUCGCAGCAUAUAACCAAGGUGGUUCUGUUUUAUGGUUUCCCCUCACAUAGGAAAUCUGAAUUAGACCAAUUGGGGGGCGGGAAUAGAUAUGGAACAAUUGCUUGUUUAUGUUACUGAUUUAAAAGUAUUUAAUGAUGAAAUGUUUGGGCUACAUGGGGCUGCCUUUUUAAAGGUAGUCUGGAAACCAAUUGGUUCCGUAGAGGUAUCAUUUCAUAUAUGCUGCUAUUUAUAUGGAUUCCAGAGAUUUAAGGAGAUUUUAAAAACCUUUUGCAAUAAAUUGAACAUGUAGAUUAAUACAGCAUAAUCUGCAUAAAAUUGUAACUUGUAUUGAUCUUUAUUCUUGCAAUCAGUAAUUUCUUGAUCAGAUCUAAUUUGGCUUCUAAGAAGUUCUGAUUUCUAGUGUAAAAGAGACAGCUUUUCUGAGUUUUAUGGUGGUAUUUUGAGUAAUCCCAGUUCCUAAAUAUGCAGAAUUUCUAGUUUAAUAUUUGGUGCACCUUCUUAGGUAACGUACUAGAGAAAAAGAAAUAGAAGGAAUUAUGUUUAAGGUUUUUCCAGUACCAGUAGUAAGGAGGUAAUACCUGGCACAGAAUGAAAAUAUGACAAUUUGGUGGCUGAAGAAAGAGUUGCUUUAUCUGCUGUCUUCCUGCUACUUUUUUCUCCUCCUUGUAUGUGUCUUGCAUGCACACACAUACUUUUUAUAAUAUUUUGGCAUAUGGUGGCUGUUUUUCAUAAAAUGAUAGAGGUGGGCCACAUUUUUAGAAGUCAGUAGUACAUAGGGAUAGAUGCUUCAAUGGGUAGCUGGGAGAAAGCUGAAGUUAGAAGACAGUGUGUGUGGUGUAGCAUUUAUGCCACAAAGCAUUGCAUAAUUGCCAUAUUUUUCUGUUCAUAAAGCAAGCAUUGCUUUUUUAAAUUAUUAUAAAGUCUCUAAAAUCUAUAGAAUCAAAAUAUUCACAAAUAAGAUGGAUUUCAUCAAGGGGUAGGGUGCCGCACAAGGGAAGCAAGAGUGCAUUUUUGCUCCGUCUUUUCUGGUGAUGCAAUUAUUUGUGUACUUAUAUUAAGUCUUCAUGGAGAAAGUUGUUGACCUAGAGCACUUACUGUGCCAUUACUAACUCAAUAUUAGUUUGAGUAAGCAUUGUGUUCACACCAGUGUUUGGAAAUGACUUGGGGGAGGAGGGUGGAUAGUGUGUGCAGUUCUGGUUGAAAAUAUUGCACUCUAAAGACUAAUUUCUUUUUGGCUUGACAGUAUUGAAAAUCUUUAAUAGGGGGCUGCAGCCAUAGAGGUAAGGCAUUGUUUGUGUCCUUGUACAGAGUAGGGAAGCACAACCAAGGGCAUAAGUAGGACUGGAUUGUUUGACUUUUAUAGUAUCUGCUGCACUAUCAGGCAGUUGGGUGACCCAAGAGGGGAGCUCCAGCCUGGAGAGUGAGAGAGACAACAGUGCAGCUAGCACCCAGCUGUUCUGGUGCACAGUGAUUUGUUCCCUUCAUAAAUAUCGUGUCUUUUAAAAGCUUUAGCUGUUUAAAUGCAUGAGUUUUAAUGUUGCAGGACGUGGGCUUGACUUGGGUUUUAUUAAUGUUUGAUGUUCGGAAUGCGUCAGAUUUUGUUUUGUAUCAAAGCAGAUUUUAAAUUGGGGGUGGGGAGCUUGGCUUAGAAACAAGUGAAAUUCUUGAAUUCCUUUCUGUUACUGCAAAUGAAGUGUUACCACUGAAUUGGAGACUUUGAUUUAGAAUUAAAGUGGUUGUAGUGUGCCCAUCAACCCCAAAAGCCAUCGACAUCCAGCACUUAAUACACAAUAGCAUGGAGUGUGUAGAUGCCCUAAAUCUGGUAAUUUGCAGUGAGUUUAUUGUAUAUAAUCAUAAAAGAAACUUUGGUAAAACUAAUCUUACUAUUUUUCAAUCUAGAUUUUUCCCAUGGUUGAAUUUAAGCUUUGUUGUUAAUAGUAUGAUAGGUUGUGAGGAACUGAUUAUUGGAAAUAUAUCAGUGCCUCCAGACAGAGCUAGUAUAAAUUAAAUGAUGAAGUGUCUCACUUCCGAUGGGAAUGGUUUGUGCACAUUCUCUGAUGAAUGCUAAGGGGUUUUUUUAAAUACAGAUUUUAAUUUGGAUAUAUCUUCUUACAAAGAAAUUCAUACAAAUGUGGUGAUAAUGUCAGUGCUUGUACAGUGAAUGUCUGGUGUUGCUGCAAUUUUAUGCAAACUUUCCUAGGAGAGAGCCAGUGUGGUGUAGUGGUUAAGAGCGGUAGACUCGUAAUCUGGUGAACCGGGUUCGCAUCUCCGUUUCUCCACAUGCAGCUGCUGGGUGACCUUGGGCUAGUCACACUUCUUUGAAGUCUCUCAGCCCCACUCACCUCACAGAGUGUUUGUUAUGGGGGAAGAAGGGAAAAGAGAUUGUUAGCCGCUUUGAGACUCCUUAGGGUAGUGAUAAAGCGGGAUAUCAAAUCCAAAUCCAAACUCUUCUUGGAGCAGGUCCCACUGAACUUAGGUAUAAUACAUAAUAUUGUGUUAUACAUGAGCUAUAAGCUUUACUAUUUCAUGGUCUUGUAGCUUUGAGAAAGUAACUUAGAUGAAAUUUGUUUUUAAAAUGAGGAACUUUGUGAUCAAGAUGACACGAGUCUUGGGCAAUCUGUGUGUUUCUUAGCCCUUCUGCCUUCACCAAACAUCUCUCCACUCUUGUGUCAAAAUCUCCUGUUGCUUGUUAGUCCCCAUUACCAUUUUUGCAGUCUUGUCAUCACUUUGAGGGUGGUCUCACAAAGCCAGUAUGUGAAAAAUGAGGGGGGAAAGUUGUGGACCCAAGUGCUGAUUUGCACGUAACAGGAUGCCAGCACUCUGCUUUCUUUCCUUCUGGCACAACAGAGGGGUUGGCAUUGAUUUGAGAAGUGUGCACCAGGAUACUUGUUCCCAGAAAGCCAAAGUUUAUUUAAUUGUAGCUUUCCGUUAAUUUGUGAACAGCUCAGUUUUGACACCUAGACAGUAUGAACCACAGAGCUGGAAAUUCUUGAGCAACCAGGAACUUGAAGUGGUAUCUGAGCUGUCCCAGUAGAGGAGUGUUUGCAAUAGCAUAUAUGAAACUUGAGCAUUUUCUCAUGCUUUGAUAAAGUAGACAAGUCAGUAGUCACCCAGCUUAUCAAAUUUGCAGUAUGAGCCUUGCCCACCCCUUUCAAUUGCAUUUCCCCACGUCUAGAUAGAUAGAUAGAUAGAUAGAUAGAUAGAGGAACAGUUACUGUAACUAUCCACAGGUCAGGAUGCAACCCAUUUGUGGGUCUCGGCCCCACUAGUAUUUAUUUAUUUGUUGCCCAGCCUUUACUGUAAGGUCCUAGGGUGAGUGACAGCAUCAAAACACAAUAUUAAAAACAGUUUACAACAAGUUACAAUCAUCAAAAUAAGGUGGGUCCUAAAAAUAUACACCCCAAGUUUCAAAAGCCAGGGUUAAAGAGGUGUGUCUUCAGCUGUCUGCAAAAGCUGUGUAAAGAAGGAGCCAGAUGGACCUCUGUGGGGAGUGAGUUCCACAGCUUGUUGGCCACCACAGAGAAUGCCCUCUCCCAGGCUGCCAGCCCCCAAGCCUCUGACGGAGGAGGAGGAGGUGGAACUACCGAGGGCUGCCUCUUCUAAUCUCAGCAACCAAGAGGGUCUGUAGGGGAGGGGUGGUCUUUCGGAUUUGGGGGCCUAGUUGAAUAUGAAUAAGGGCUGUAUUAAUGGCAUCCCACAUAGUCACACAAAGUCAUCAUUUACAGGUACAUAACUGUAUAUUAACCUAAAGGUGGGUAGUGUUCUGUUUCCAUAAUUUGUGUACUGUAUUUGUCUUUUAAGCUGCACUGACCUGAAACAUAAUAUCUUUCAGAUAAAUGAAAACUAAAUAUAUACAUCUUAGAUGCUGUAAAUACUAUAUGUAUUGGAAAGGUAACUGUAAAAAAGCUAUCAAAGCUAGCUCAGCAGACCAAAAUUUGGCUGCAGUGUAAAUCACAUACCUAGUGGGUGGUGAGUGCAUUUGUUGAGCUGCAACUCCAUCUGUCUGUAGCUCCUUUAAGAAUUCACAAACCUAGAGCCUAUUGACAUGAAAGUUGUGCUUAAGCAAGCAUAUUUCAAAAUGGGUAUACCAUAACCCUUAUUCCCUUAUAACAGUUCUCAGUUUGUACUCUGUUCUCUUCAUUUCCCCCAGACAUACGAGAAAAAGUUUAGAGAGAAUAUGAGCAAUAAACUACAAUAUUUCCGAAGUUGUGAAACAUCUAGACAUUUAAUCUCCGAUUUGUUCUUUGGAAAUGUGUAAUGCCUAGUUAAUUUUUUUUUUUUUCGGAAACGGUUGUUCUAAUAAAUGACGUUCUGAGUUACCCAUUACUGUUUGAUUUAUUUAUUUUGUUACUCCUUGCCCCGCAGAGUGAAGAUAGUCCAAGUCCCAAGAGACAGCGCCUUUCUCAUUCAGUCUUUGACUACACAGCAGCAUCACCAGCCCCAUCACCGCCAAUGCGACCAUGGGAGAUGACAUCAAAUAGGCAGCCUCCUUCAGCUCGACCAAGCCAACAUCACUUCUCAGGGGAACGAUGCAACACACCUGCACGCAACAGAAGGAGGCAAGUAUAAUAGAUGGACAAUGGCUGUUAAGUCAGCCUUCCUGACUGAGGAUUGGAGCUGCUUACAUAUCAAGCUCUUAAUUGAACAGCUGUUUUCUGAGCUAUCAAGUUUUAUUACUAUUAGAGUUAAUUAAAUAGUUAUUUAAGGAGGUAGUGGUGUGUCUACUCUCCAGGUGUACAUGUUUGUGGGUGAUAGUGUCCUGGAAGUCAUGAGAACUUCACCAAGAAUGUAGUGUUUUGUAUUGCGGACAAGCGAGUCUUAUCACCUUAUUGUACUGAUGCCUACUACUUAGUAAAUAGAAGCUUCUUCUUUUUGAUUUUUGACUGCCCGUGUUUAGUUAUAUCUAGUUAUAUCAAGGAAUGCAUUGUGUUUCCCACCCAUCCCUUGCCUUCACAAUAGAAAUGAGGAGCGUUAGGCUUAACAAUUGCACCAAAUCACCUAAGAAGCUUGACAGAGAUGCCAACUGCAAAAUAAACCUGAACAAAACUCCAAAGGAAUAUACCAUGUCCGGCUGCUCUUAGUAGUAUUAACUUAUUUUGUUGUGGUGUGAGUCAUGAACUUCAUGGAGCUAAAAUUGUACUGUUUCCAGGAGCAUACAAAUGAUUGUCUCCUAAUUUUUUCUUAAAAUGCAUUAUUAUUAUUAUUAUUAUUUAUUAUUUUGCUUAAUGACUGGAGGCAAAACUGAGGACAUCUUUACAGCAUUUGCUAUAAAGACUGAUGAAAAUGGAUCUUCUUCGUAGGGCUUCCAGUAAUGGGUGACCAGGGUUUUUUUCACCUGUGUAGAUUCCCUCCCUUCAUGUUUGUAUCUCAUCCUUUUUCCAAGGAGCUCAGUAUAGCAUACAUAUGAAUUAUUCAUUUAUUGCCACAACCCUUUGAUGUAGGUUUAGGCUGAGAAAUAGCAACUGGGCCAAGGUCAUUCCGUGAAUUCAUAGAUGAUCAAGGAAUUGAACCCGCAUCUCCAUGAUCAAAGCCCACCAUUUUAAGAAUGAUCCUGUGGUAGAAGCAGUUUUAGAUUGCCCCAGGCUGACUUUUCCUUGCACUGUAAUGGGCUUAAAAGAUUACAUGAAAUCUAUCCUUCGCUGAGCUCAUGUCAUGUCCUACAGCAUUGGUUAGGUUUCGUGAAACUGUUGUGUCUUUGAUGUGAAAGCCAGUCUUGGGCUGACCAAUAACUGGCUAUCACUGUGGUUUAUAAUAUAUUUAUAUGCUGGUUUUAGGAUGAAUCUCACAAAAUGGCUUACAUGAAAAUAAGCAUCAAUUGUUGCAUCAAUUGUUAAAUCAAUUGUUAUAAUAAAACAGGAAAGAAUAAUACUUUUUUGAAAGCUAGAUUUCUCCUCUGAAGAGAAGAUGGUCCUUAGGUAGUCCUGUCUUAAUAUUGGAGAAGGAAAGCUCACCGCAGCUGGAAUUGGGGAGCUAUGAGGAGAGGAAGAAAGCAGUGAGAGGAAGUCUCAAAAAGAAGACUUUUAAAAGUCAUGUGAAUGAACCCAGAGCUUUGGAACACUUCUUGCUUGCCAAUAAAUUCACCUUACCUACUACCAAGUUCUGCAAGAAUAUGCAUUAAGAUUGCAGUGUGGAAGAAAAACCACCACAUUUACAUGAUGGUCACAGAAAAGUUUGUCAGUUGGCAGCUGUCAUCACAGGGAGAGUUAGUUACAUAACUUCCAACUCAUGUGAUAAGUUCUGCUUGACCUUCAUUACUGUUAAUUCUGAAUUUCGGGGAGAAAGGGGCUAGGUGAUAGCUUUGGUAUUAUUAUUUGGUUGGAAACUACAGAUGACUGUAAUCCAUAUUUUCUUAUAGCUGCUAAGUUUUUUUAAGCAGCUGCUGUUUCCCUUCUGGUAUUCUGUUUACUUGAUAAGAAAAAUGAUGCUAAGUGUUUACAGAUCCAUCGGAUUUACAUAAAUUUGGGGAUGCAGAAAGAAAAGUACAAGUUUGAAGUUCAUAGUCCAUCCUUGAACAAAGGAGCUUCAGGGGGAUUAACACUACAUGUAUUAAUUGGCUUGCUAAUGCCAGGACUUUAGUGUCAUCAACUACUGUUUGUGUGAAUAGCCACUGUUAAUUAAAGCCAUUAUCACUUAUUUCUGCAUUUCAUAUCCUUCUGACCUCUGAUUAUAAUCCUUUCCCCUGCAUACAGUCAUAUGUGUGUAUGUACUAGCGACUCAGAUUAACACUUCAUGCAGCUGAUGGAAUAGUCGAAGAAAGCUUAGGCCAUAAUAAAUUUGUACGUCUUUAAGGGUCCACAAGAUUCUUUGUUUAAUCUAGAAGGGAAAGGUGUGUAAAAAAAUAUUUGUCCAAUUUGAUUAUUUGCAGCCCUCCCGUUAGACGCCAGAGAGCAAGAAGAGAUCGAUUAUCUCGACAUAAUUCCAUUAGUCAAGAUGAGAACUACCAUCUCCCCUACGGACAACAACAAGCAAUAGAAGAACCCCGAGCCUUCCACCCUCCGAAUGUAUCUCCCCGUAUGUUGCACCCAGCUGCUCAUCCACCACAGCAAAACGCAGUGAUGGUUGACAUUCAUGAACAGGUAUUUGAAAGGAUGGAGCAGUGUAUUCCUAACUCCUGGCAGAUAGGUUACACUUUGUGAUUUAAAAUUGGAGGUUACACUUCACUUGUGCGCCAAAAAUGUUUUUUAUUUUCAAAUGUAAAAAGAUGACACCCCUCACCUCACUGUUUUGGGUGUGCUGCCUCUGAGGCUGGAUAAUGGUUUUCUGUUCAGUGGCUCUCAAUGCAGACAGUCUAAUCACAGCUGCUGCAGAGACAUGGGGGGGGGGCGGUGUUGCUGUAAUAAAAGCCCUGCUGGAUCAGGCCAGAGGCCCAUCUAAUCCAGCAUUCUCACCAUGGCCAACCAGAUGCCUGUGGGAAGACCAUAAGCAGGACAUAACCCAGUAACACUCUCCCCCCUCAAGUCCGUAACAAUUGGUACCUAGAAGUAUACUGGAGCUAUCACAGCUAUCAUGACUUACAGUCAUUGAAAACCAUAGCCUUCAUGAAUUUGUCUAAUCUCUUUUUAAAUCCCUGUUUGGCUAAAGGCCACGCAUCAUCUUCACAUUAAGGGUAGUUGUCUCUUACACUUCACACUAUUCUGUUCCCAUUGUCCACAAGACAAAUGCAGUCAUGUGAUUGCAUGAAUUCAGAAUGGCAUGGAGAACAAUACAUUGGGCAUCCCUGCUUUACAGAAAGAAGGGUGCUGUGGGGCGGGGGGAGGCAAAAGAUGGUAACUCUUGCCAUUGUCAAUUGACUUUAUUCAAUUUUUAGUAGGUCAGUGGUGAUUUGCACAAUGGUGACUUGCACAAUUUCACUAUAGGUAGCCAGUUGACAGUAUUUGUGAACAGUGUCCUAACCUGGUUAUAGUGCAUUUGUGGAAAACUGGAACUGGGUCAUCUCGAAUGUUUUCUUAUAUUUUGUUUCUAAAUCCUGUCUUUGUUGUGUUUUGAAAUAUUUACUAAUAGUCUUUGUGCUGUGAAAGAAAAAAGGGAAAAGUUGAGCAUCCUUCUGAGGUUGGUAACUAAGCAGACCUGCUGAAAGCUCUUUGCAUUUUUCUUUGCAGAUCCACCAGGGCACAGUCCCUGUUUCAUACACGGUGACCACGGUGGCACCACAUGGGAUUCCACUUUGCACAGGUCAGCACAUACCAGCUUGCAACACACAGCAGGUCCCUGGGUGUUCCGUGGUUUUCAGUGGACAGCAUCUCCCUGUCUGCAGUGUGCCUCCCCCAGUAAGUAUCAUCUUGAUCUUAAUUUCGAAAGCAAAUGCUUCAAAUGACUUUGGAGGUUGCAGAAGACCAAAUGAAUUUACUUAGAGCUGAAUUUUCUCUAUAUUUACUUGGAAAUCGCGUAUUACUUAAGGUGGUUUGACUUCUGGUUAAGUGUAAAGACGAUUUUAGCCUUCAUAUAAGAAUACGUCAUCAAGAUUUUAUGUAUAUCCCACAAACUUUUAAUGAUUUUAUUGGUAGAAUUUUGUGGGGUGGAGGGGUUGGAAGAGUGUUAACCUUCUGUGCUCUGUAAUAUAACUAUAUAUUAAAUAUAAAUAUAAAUAUAACUGUAAUAUAACUAGCACACUGAAACUCUUGCAAAAAUCCUGGAUUCUAAAGCAUAAUCCCUUUCUAUGCAUUCAAAAAAAUCUGAACCAAAGUAAUCCAGAUUUAUGGUCCAAAGAGAGAUGGAGCCUCAUCCUCUGUGUUCAGAUUUCAACAACUUCUAUCUUACUUUGCAUAAUUUAAUUGUUUCUGCUAGGUGUGGAAAGGGUCCAUUUUUUCCAUGGGAACUCUAUUCGCUAUAAAUUGUGCUUUAUUCUUAAGAAUGUAAUGAGGAAUCAAAUACUAUGUGUUGCAUAACGUUUGUGAAUGUUUCUUUUCUUUUUCAGAUGCUUCAGGCAUGUUCUGUUCAACACUUACCAGUUCCAUAUGCGGCAUUCCCACCUCUCAUUUCCAGCGAUCCGUUUCUUUUGCAUCCUCCACACCUCUCCCCACAUCAUGCUCCACACCUGCCACCUCCAGGCCAGUUCGUUCCCUUUCAGACACAACAGUCACGGUCGGUAGGUAUCUCUUUAAAAAAAACACAACCCCUUACUUCCUCUAGUAGUUGGUUCUGGAACAGUGAAUUUAAGGUGGGAUGCGUUGGUUGGCUGCCUGGAAAAGGAGUCAGCCAAAAAUCAUGAAGACUUUUGCAAGUGAGAGCAAAGCUUCUAGUAUAGAGGUCUGUGAACUGCAAAAUCUGAUCUACAAUCUGAAAGCCGUAGCUGUUUUAAUUUCCAGUCUGCCAGAAAAGCAGAAGCAAAAUGGAAUCUGAGUGUUUUCCAGCGCUAGUUUCAGAGAAACUGAACUACAGAGAAAAAAGAUGGAGCUCUUACUAUUUUGAAUGGCCGUGUUCCUUUUUGAGCCUUAAGUGCAUCUAUAGAUUGAGAGCUUUUUUUGAAAGUUGGCAUUUCACAUUUGCAGUCCAUGGUGUGUGUUAAAUUUCUUUACAUCCCAUACUAUUAACCAUUGUUAUAUGGCACACAUAGUAUUUGAGAGGUUCAGAUGGGCUUUUUCAACUCACUUGUGGAAAAACGUGAUCUCCUGGUGCUUCCAAAAAGGUAUUCGAACUGAAACUCAAAGCAGAUCUGUAGGGGAUUCUAUAAUUGUGAGACAGAUGCUGAUAAUUUCUCUCAGAAGGAAAAGUGGGCUAUGUAGAAUGGAAUGAAUGAUGAUAUAGUCCUCUCUGUCCUUCAGCAGAACGAGUGCCUGUUCCUUAUCAUUUUAGUUUUUCAUAUCAUCCAGAAAUAGAAAAGUACAACUAAUUUGGUUGAGAAACUGCAAUGAGAGUUGAUGUAGGACAGGGUUUCACAAAAUGGGAUUGCCUGACCCCCUGCUUUCCCAGGGAAGGGGCAUUGCAUGUGCAUGAAAUUGGUGGGUCACCCUGUAACAUUAGAAAUCUGAUGAUAAGUAACCUGAUAGGCAACCAGAGCAGCUCUUGAGUGGACUGAAUAAGCAACAAGAUGUGGCCUCCUCAGCCCCCAGGUUUAGAAGUGGAGGCUAGCACACACUCGAAAAAAGACCCUGCUCUGAAAGCCUCAAGCUAAGGAUGAAAAAGGUCAUUUUUGCAUUCUAAGCAACCAGAGUGUCAUCACGUAUAGAUACAGAACAAGAACAAGAGAAUGUUCUCAGUUAUGUGGUAGCAGGAAAAAGUGGCACAAGAUCAUAACAUUUGUACUGAAAUAGGCAGCAAAUAUCUAAUUACAAUUUGAUAAAUACUCAGAACGGAGUUAUUAAGCAUGAGAAAUGAGAAUCUCUGGCAAAAUACACAGUGAAAACACACCAACUGAAUAAAAGUCAUCCUUCAGUGCAGUUUUUACUGUGUAAUAUUAACUAGAUAAACUUUGACAAAUAACUAUUUUUGGCAAGUAACUGUGGUAAAUUAUAUGUUUCACAAGUGUUCAUGCUUUUUUUUUUCCUCCCAUAGCCUCUUCAAAGGAUAGAGAACGAAGUAGAGUUGCUUGCAGACCAUCUUCCUGUAGGAGGUUUCACCUAUCCGCCUUCAACCCACCCACCAACAUUGCCUCCCUCAGCCCCACUACAGUUCUUAACGCAUGACCCUUUGCACCAAGAGGUGUCCUUUGGAAUAGUAAGUGAUGGCUUUCAGCAUUUUGCUGUGAUUUUCACUACGCAUUUAUUUCACAUUAUGAUUCUACUAGCAUGUUCUGAAUUGUUUCCCCGCCCCCUUUGAACAUGCACAUUUCCUUAUUUAUUUACAUUAACCUCAACAUGUGCAACUGUUGGAAACAGAAAAUGAAUGAGCCUUGGUUGGGUAGCGAUAUGCUCUCGUGGGUGGAAGGAAGGGAAGGUGAUCCAUGCCAAUUUCCUAUCUUCAAAGCAGCUACCUAUAUCCCCCCCCCCCAAAAAAAAUCAGCUCCAAUACAGCAUGGGAGGAAGCACUGGGGACUGCUGGGGUGCUGUGGAAAUCAGCAGAACUAGCCCCCCACCCCCCAGGAGUGUCCAAUUUGCAGAAGAGGAUUCUCUACUAGAUUUGACUUGGUUUGUAUUCCACAAGUGGAAAGAACCCUUCUUUUCAUAGAUCAGCAGGUUUGAAUCCAACUCUAGAAUUAGGACCAGUCUGUACAAGAGUUUUUCAUCAAAUUUUCAAUAAGCCAGAAAUGGAAUUGUUUGGUCAAGGGAAGAUUCACUGUGAUGAAAGCACUUCUGAAAUGUAAAAGUAUGACUUUUCCAGUGCCACCGUGGGCUGAUGGACUGCUGAAAUUUCCCCCCUGUUUGCAUUAGCCUUACCCGCCUUUCAUGCCUCGAAGACUCGCAGGACGCAGCAGAUAUCGAUCUCAGCAGCCAAUACCGCCACCUCCUUACCAUCCCAGCCUAUUGCCAUAUGUGCUGUAAGUCUCUUUGUCUUUGUAGCUGUCCUUGGUAGCUUGGCUUUAGGAUGGAUAACAUUGUUUUCUGAAAACAGCAGCCUAGAGUUGUCCCUGCAAAAGGGCACCCUCUGCUUCAGUACAAGAUGGGUUAAGGGAGACCUCAAAUAUUUUUAUUCAUAAUUAGUGUGGCUGCUUUAACAUGAUCCUAAGUGCUUCAAGUAAAGAGUGCAAUCAUAGAAUCAUAGAAUCAUAGAGUUGGAAGAGACCACAAGGGCCAUCGAGUCAAUCCUAUGAGAGGUUCUCCUACCCAUCCCCAUUAUGAUGAACUGUGGCCUUACAAGAGCAGCACUGUGUUUUCAUGCUGCUCACAUUCAUUGAAAUGAGACUUGGAGCCAAACCAUGUUUAAACAAGGCUUUUAAGUUCAGACCCAAGGCCAAACCAUGGUUGAAAAACACCAUGGUUUGUAAGACAACAAUAAACCAUGACUUCACAUCAUGCUUUGUUUCCAGAAAACAAAACAUGGUUAGUUUUCUGGGUUAGCCAAAGUGGACUUUGACUAAACAAACCAUGGCUUGGCAUUAUGUGUGAAUCAGGCCACUGUAUAAGCAUUAUGGUAUGUUAGGUUAUGUUAUGUUUUAGAGUAGCUUCAGUGCUUCUGUAAGUGAACUUGUGAUGGAGAAAUGUUUUUCCUUCUGCUGCCCAAUUCACAAUUACUUGAAGCCAGCCUGUGCCUUCUGAGGUGUAUUAGGUGCCUACAGGGGAAAGGGUCUUGAUGGUGGUGGCACCUUGACUGGCGAUGUUCUCCACAGGGAGACUUGCUAAACUCUUGUUGUGAUGUGAUUUUGACACUAGGCAGAGGCACGUAGAUUAUUGUAAUUUAACCUUUUCUAAGCCAACCUGGAACCCAUUUAAAGGGCAAAGCAUAAAUCAAAUAUCAAAAUGAAUAAUAAGCUAAGUUAAAAUACAUUUUAAAAAACAGCUGUCCAGCUUGCCUCUCUGGAAGCAUGGGCAUGUGUAAUCCAAUGUGUAAAAUGGUAAGAGAGUCAGCUUUAUACAGAUUAGUAAAUAGCAUGACCUAGUACUGAAUUGGAAUCAAAUUUGAAUUUAAAUUCUUGACCAGUUUUGAAAGCCUCUAGGGACAGACCCAAAAUUAGCUGCUCUUUCUCUGUAUGUGUAUGUGCACAAGUAGUAAAUCUUGAUGCUAACUUCCUUCUUUUCUGCAGAUCAAUGCUUCCAGUGCCACCUGCAGUUGGCCCAGCCUUCAGUUUUGAGCUGGAUGUAGAAGACGGCGAGGUGGAAAACUAUGAGGUUGGUUACAGAUUCCGCAUUUAUGCAAAUCACGAGGCUUUGAGUACAUUCCUUAAAUUGGUUCCUAAAUAUGUUGCUUAUUAAACCAGCAAAUUGCAUUUUGCUUGAACGACACCAAAAAAAUGCAGUAGCUGCUACCAAAUCUAUGUUUUGUGAGGACAUAUACUUACGCUGAACAAUUUCUAGUUUUCUUCCUUCCAUGCAAGUGCUACACAGUGCUGCAUGUUGGGCCUCUUGAUUGGGCCUGUAUGUAGCCCCAGACAAUUCAAACGCUAAACCAAGAGCAGUUGCCUUAUGAUGCAAGUUUGCAAGAUUUCCCAGUUUUACACUACUGGUUUUGCUUAUCGUCCCCAAUGAUAAUGUGUUAUGAAGAGUGCUUGAGUAAAGUGGGUGAGUUUUUAAAAGGUGACCUGAAAAGGGCGUCUUUCUUUCAUAGGCACUGCUGAACUUGGCCGAAAGACUGGGAGAGGCCAAACCGAGAGGACUGACGAAAGCAGAUAUUGAACAACUUCCAUCUUACAGAUUCAACCCAAAUAACCAUCAGUCAGAACAGACUCUGUAAGUUCUUUUGCUCGUCGCCGACGCCUUGGUAUGAAGUUGUUUAACCCUAGUUGACUGAAAUCCAGCACAGCAAAUAACUGUAGCAUAACUAAUAAAUGCAUUCACUUGUCUUCCUUUUUAAUAGUACUUUCCAGCUUCAAAGUUAUUUAACUGGUAGAGUAAGGGAUUUUAUUUUUUUUAAAAAGACCAACAACUUCCAUUUAUUGGUGAGCCUUAUUAACAGUUGGGUUAGAAUAUUAAAUACAGAUUUCCCCAUUUUUUAAUACUUUGAUUUAGACGAAUAUUGCUCACAGUCCAGUGAGCUGCACAGCUAAUGAUGAGUUUGCUCCUCCAUCUAAUAUUACUGGAGUCACAUAAGAAUGGCAGGGAUGGUGUGCAGCUCCACAUGCCAAAAGCUCCCAGCUCCACAUGCCAAAUGGCUAUCUGCUUUUAUAAUAGGAAAGUUAUAAAAUCAGAUUGCAUUGGGGCAUGAUGGAAUGUCGCUUUUUGAAGAGAAAAAUGAAAUGCCAUAAUAGGCACACAGAAACUAAACUGAAACUGACAUGGGGACAAACAGAAGAAGACACCUUUACCCCGGUAUGGCUCCCCUUUAUCACAUACACAGCCCAACAAGACAAUGACAAUAAUCCACCAACAGCAUACAAAUCAAUAUGGCUAACCUGAUCCAAAACACCCACCCCCCCCACUCACACACAAAAACGAAGAUCACCACAGCCAAUCACAAACAAACAACCACACCCUAGGCCAACCCCAACCUCUCGCCACCAAAGGAACACAAGUGAACAGCAGACAACCGGCACGAAGAACGCAGACACCAAACCCUACAUAUAUUAAGCAAAAUAGAAACAUCACCACCCGACCCCCCCAUCUUCCCCCCUCCUUCCGCUCCCCCCCCAAUGUCUCAACAAAUGAAACUGAUUUGUAAAAAUGUUACACAGAAAAAAUACGAGAGACAUUACACAUACUUCUGUAAAACAAGAAAAUCUUUAAUAUAAAAAAAAUAGGCACACAGAAACAAGACACUUGUAUGAAUUGUGGUCACUAUUCACAUGAAACUGAGCCUUUUACAAUUCCUGUUAUGACGUUUCUUUCAAAGUAUUUAAUACAGAAAUCUGCCAUUUUAAUAAUAAUAAUAAAAGGUCAUACAAUUCUCACUGAGACAUGAAGCUUCCUUAAGAAGAAAUAAAAAUAGGGUUUUUUGACGGGGGCAGGAAUGUCUUCUAAACAAUCUCCCAGUAGUCCUGCUAGAUUUUGGAUGUGAAAAGUAACUACCAAGUGUUUGCAUUAAUGUGAAAAUUGAAUUGGGGAGUUGGCAUUUGCUACACAACAAUGAGCCCUAAGCCCUCUUCAGGCUUUCCAAGAACAGCUUUUAAGUUGCUCAUUUCUAAAAUAAUAUUAGAAUCUGAUAUUGGCCUAGAAACAGCAUUUUCCUUAGUAGCCGCAGGAUCCCUCCACCCUCCAGUCCUGAAGUCAGACUCUUUUGGCUGCCAGAUAGGAUUGUCUGCCAGCUUUCUCUGCAAAACACAUUUGUUUUAAUUUCUGCAGUGCAAUCUCAAGUAGUUUGCAAAUGGCACUCCUGGGAGAAGCAAAGAAAACUGUCUUGCGGAUAUAGUUGGUGCUGGUGCUCAAAGUAUGAGUUGUGAGCUGGGGAGUCCAUGGUACAAAUUUUCACCCCAGGUGCAGAAUCAUUAGGUAGCCUCCACUGACACCUUUUUCUUCCAUCCUUGGCUCUUCACUUUUAUUACAGGGUGGUGGUAAGGAUUACUGUCGCAAUAUAUGUGUGGUGCUUUGAACACUGAGAGCACUAUAUAGAUAUGCGCUGUUAAUAGAUAAAAUCUUUUGCUCUGGAUUGAUAGUUAUUUGUUUUCUUAAUCUUGCACUGUGCAGUCAGUUAAAUAGCUAUGAUGCAUUGGGCAAGAAAUAUAGGACCUAACAAAUUGUAUGUUAUAUUCUAUUACAUAUUUAUAAAUUAAACACACACACACACACACACACGCACACACACACACACACACACACACACACACACACACACAAUCUCAGUGGCAAACCCAGCACCUCUAUAUCAGCAGUUAAACCUCAAUGAAUUGUACUGCAGUCACUUUAUAUUUAAAAAGUCUUUAUUUUAAAAAGCAAGGAAAUGCCUACGUUUUCAGAUAAAUAAAACCAAACUGUUGUUGCUUUUUCUAAAUAAAGUAUUCUGCAAUUUUCUCUUCUAGGUGUGUAGUGUGCAUGUGUGACUUUGAAUCAAGGCAACUACUUAGAGUUUUACCGUGUAACCAUGAGUUCCAUGCCAAGUGUGUCGAUAAAUGGCUUAAGGUAAUAAUAAUAAUAAAUAAUAAUACAUAGUUUUAGAAAUGAGGUGCAGUAGUCUAGAUUUGUACUGCAUGCCAUCACUUUUGCCCCAAUAUCUGUCGGUAUACCACCGUUAAAAAACAAGAACUUGUUAACUGUCCAUCAUGUGACUUAUAUUUAUUUAAGAUGAAGCUUUUUUUGUCCAAAAUGUGUCUUUUCAAGAAUGACAUUGAAUGUGAAAUAUAACCUAAUUUGUUUUAAGGUUGAGAAGGAACCAGAAGCAGCAAAAGCAGUAUGAUGACAGACAGUGUACACAUGAUGCAAAAUAUGGAAGUAUAAUUGAAGUAGGAAAUUAAUUAUGACUUUCAGAAAAUGUACUGAAUUUCCAUUGUGUCACUGCAGUGGUAAAUCCUAAAACAUCAUGAUUGCAGAAUAUAUGACUAUUUGUACAGUGAGGUCUAUUGACUUUGAGUUUGCCUUGAUUGUCCAUAAAUCAUAAGGUUGUGGCAAAUUUGAGGAUUUUCUGCAGCUCUUAAUUACAACCACUAGAUGCCGUCAUUUCCUUCUGCAUAGCAUAGAAAAGAGCUCCAAGUAGCAGAGAACUGUAAUUAUAAUGACUAGCAGUUUUUGAAUGGUGUUCAUGGCAACAUUAUAUGUUUUCUUAAAUUCAAUUGUGCAAGGAAGGAAGGGGGUCUGAUUUUUUGUUGUUGCUGUUUCCCCCUUCCGGUUGCAGCCCCUCAAACCAUGUUACAUGAUGUGCUUGAAGGUCUCUCAACACUCAGAACCAUGUUUUCUUCCGGGGGGCUGGGGCAGGAGCAACAAGAAUGAAGCCCUGCUCCAUGAGCAGAACUUUGCUCAUGAAAUAAAGGAUCCAAACCACCAUUUCUGAAGAGUUCAGAAAUGAAAGUACAUAUCUAUGAACUUCAGAAAAGGUUGCAGGAGUUAUAAUCAUUAUGGUGCAUGGCUUUUGCAUACUUAAAAAAUCCACUUAACCACCUCAGGGAGAACACACAAACUAGUAUCUCACCUGCUAAAGUCACCACCAGAUGAUCUUUACCACAUCAUUAAACAACGAGAGCAUCACACUUCCACUUUAGUAUUGAAUGCAGGGCAUGAUUAAAAUGCGACAGUUCAAUGCUCUUAAUUUCAGAAGCUAGAGGAGUGUAUGCACAAGAGGCUCAUAGAUUACUGGUAGAACUUGAAGUGCGUUUAGCAGUAAAUAGUAACUCCCCUGUCCUGGGACACUUUAUUUGAACCCUUUGGUGCUAUUUGAAAAAUAGCCCAGUACAGUUUUCUUGGUUUUAAAGUUUGAAAAUGUAUAUGUGUGGAUUAUAGAUCUGUGUGUGUGGCAGGCAGCUGAGCACGAACUGACUUAGCUGAGAAGCAUUCUAUUAGAGUUGCCACUUGAAGUCUGCACAUUAAUCAUGUGAAGGAGACGUGAGCGGCUGAUGAAAGUUCUGACUGCCCUCAUCAGGCUGCCCUUACUGAUUCACACAUGCUAGCCAUGAUGCCUAUGUUCUGCUCCACUGUGGGGGAAGUAUCUGUCUGAAUAUUAGUAGCUGGGAAUCACAGCUGAGGAGAGUGCUGUUGCGCUCAGUUCCUGGUUGUGGGAUUCCCAUGGACAUCUGAUUGGCCACCGGGGUGCUGCACUAGAUGGGACUUCAGCCUUAUCCGGCAGGAGUCUUGCGUUCGUCACUUCCUGUUUUUGGAGCAUUCUGGUCUUCCCAUGGUGGCUAGAGGAGAAGCGCUUGGUUCAGCGUUUGUGAUGCCUCUGCUGAUGGAGACACUGGUAGCAAAGACUGUGGCACUGGACAGAACGGUUUAAACCCCAGAGUGGCUGGGGCAACCCAGGCAGAUGGGCCGGGUACAAGUAAUUAAUAAUAAUCAUAAUAAAUUAGCCAGCCAUUUUAAAUUAUUGGAAGUCAGAUGCUUGAUCUCUUUGGACAUGUAUUUACAUGAGAAUAAGAUAAAGCUAAAGUCAGUUGAUUUCACUGAAAUCUGAGUUUUGAUGCGAUUCUCUUUCCUCUUAAUUAUCUUGCUAUGGAUGUAUGGUUCAAUGUAGUGAUUUUUAUUCUGUUUUAUUUUAUUUUUGCAACUCAGUACAUUUUCUUUAACAGUCUUUUGUGUGACAUGAUGUGCAAUGCAUUAAUGCCUGUUUUUAUUCCCCAGGCAAAUCGUACUUGCCCCAUCUGCAGAGCUGAUGCUUCGGAAGUGCAUCGUGACUCAGAAUGACCAGUCUAAGAGCACAAUUCUACUUUGGGUGUUCCUAGUCACAUGUGUAUAUAUAUAUAUGAACUCUCCAUUGAACUUAACCCGUGUGGCUUCCAGCCUUCCCUUUACACAAAAGGGUCAAUGGACCUUUCUUUGCACUGUGUGAUUUAAUCAACUAUAAAGCUUAUAAUUAGUCUUCACAAUUAUGGGAUUGUUAUACUAACUGUGUGAUUGGAACUCCAAAGACUUUUUUUUCUUUUAGCUUAAUUUCGUGUGUGCACUAACAUUCCCUGGUUUUUGUGUGAUCAUUCCGAGUGUUGCUGCGAGAUUACAGUGGAACGUGAUCUUCUAGCAUGUGCUUUUAUAUUAAAAAAAGAAGAAGUGGUAGCUCCAAACAAUAUAGCAAUCUACCUUAUAUAGAGCCUUCAGAUACUGUGAGUGGGAAUAAACCGUGCGGGUGGGUGCGUUGAUCGCAGGGUGUUUGUGUGUGUGUGGGCGAGCAAGUGUUUGGGCGGUAGUGUGUGAGAGGACUUAUAUACCAGCAUGUACUGAGGAUGUAUGUGUGUAGUAUUAAUUAUGCUGCAAUGUAUAAUCUUGUGUGUUAUUUAAACAGUACUAGUACUGUACACUGGUUUCUUUCCUUGCGUUUGCAGUUGCACACUGAAUGCUAUAAGGGUGCAGCAGUUAUAGACAUUUGAUAUUUCAUCCCCGCCCCCUCCAAUUGUAUUUAAUAGUACAAAAAGGCCUUUUUGCUUUUAUUCAGACAACAAUUAUGCUUCCCUUUAAUUGGAGAUCCUAUGUCUGUCAUUAUACAGCAUAUUGCUUCCUCAGUUACUACAAAUAACAAAUGAGCCUUUUCUCUUUUUUAAGGCUGUGAGAAUUUUCCAGGUUUUUUGAGAUUUGCAGCUCAUUGCUAAAUUUAUAAUGCGUUGCAGCAUUGCACAGCCAGGUAGCAAUAGUAAAAAUUUCUCAACUGGUGAUUGAAAUUUGAUGCUGUCCUCUCUUAACUUUCUAAAAACUCUUCCAAGCCAACAUUGGUUCUUUUUCUGUUCACUUUCAAAACUGGAUUAUUAUUAUUAUUAUUUGAGAUACUGAAGAUAUCGUUUCGUUUGUUUUCCAGUUUUGUCCAUAGAUACAGAAAUGGAGAGGAUGUUGGAAUCUGUGCAAAUGCUUCUUGUAUUGUUGGCAAUAUACUUGCUUAAAUCCCACUUUAGCUUACAAACACUGGCACUAAGUCACAUUCCUUGCCAUACGCAAGCAAACAUGUACAAUUAAAGUAACUUUAAAGGUAUCCAUCUCUCUCUUUUCCUUUUUAAAAGCCUCAGUCUCAUGAACAAAAUGAAAUCCUUAGCACUUUCUUCAAGACAGAGUACAGUCGUACCUUGGAUCUCGAACGCCUUGCGACUCAAACGUUUUGGCUCCCGGAUGCCGCAAACCCAGAAAUGAAUGUGAACAUUUUUUGGAAGCCGAACAUCCGACGCAGCUUCCGCGACUUCCAAUUGGUUGCAGGAAGCUCCUGCAGCCAAUCGGAAGCCGCGCCUUGGUUGUCGAAUGUUUUCAGAAGUCAAACGGAUUUCCAGAACGGAUUCUGUUCGACAACCAAGGUACGACUGUAUAUGAUUUUAACCACCCUAGCCAUGGUACCGUGUUAAUAUUUUACUGCCUGGCAAAAAUGUCACAGGAUACAGUUUAUUGCUUGCUAAAUUUACUUGGUGGCAGGCUUUUGCGUGGCGUUGAGACAUCCUCAGUGUCCUAUUAGUAUGAGGAAUAUUCAUGUUCAAGAAUGGGCUGAUACACAAAAUCAAGGAAACAAACAAACAAAAUGCUGUGAAUUUGGAGUUGACCUCCUCAACUGCCUUCUGAAUAAUUUUGUAUUGGGGGAAAAUUGGCUUUGCUUCACAUUUCAGACUUGGCAUUUUUACACUUUCUUUUUCAAUACACAACAUGGCUACCGUAGUUCUCCCAAGAGCUGCACAUUUCUUUGUGGAUCCUUUGCGUUUCUCUUGCAUUCUGUGCGCCAUAGUUUGUGGUCGCAACAGCACAAGCGCCACAGCUAGCAAUAUUGCUGCAACCUGCUGCCAGUUGGCUUUAAGUUUGUGCCCUUUUUGAUGCUUUUUUCUUUAUUCUUUUUGGUAUGCUGCUAUGUGUUAAGUCUGUUUAUUCGUCCAGGAAUGGUGUUGGUUGUAAAUCACCCUUCUUUCCGAAGGCUCUGCUGACCAAUCGCAGUUUGUGGUUUUGCAAAACUAAAAGCACAAUCCCCCUCCACUUUGUUUCAGAUACUCUUUGCCUCGGUUUAGUAGCUAGGCACCUUAGUCUAUCCAUAGUGUCAAGAAAUCAAUGUUAACGAAGCAAAUGGAACAGUUUGACAUACUGUGUAUGACAGCUUUACAAUUCUUAGUUCCCCCCUCAGUGUGUGCUAUAAGGAAUCGCCGGAACAUGUCAAAAAGGUUAAAUUGCACAUAGUAAACUUUAUUUUUUUAAGCAAACAAAAUCAUGGGUUGGGAGGUUGGGGAGAAGCAUUGCCACACAUGUUUUACAAUACUUUUGGGUCUUUUUUUAUAUUGCUGGACAAAAGAUUUUUACAAAUCGAAUCGUAACACUACCCCACUCUGUGUCCACUGUCAAAGCAUAGAAAUAAGGCACUUUCUCUGUAACAGACUAACAAGGCACAUAAACACUAAUUCUGAGAAGGGGGGACUUGGGCACUGAAUCUGGAUCCAUAUUCCAGUGGGGCAUCUUGUCCCUCGAUUCCCAGUUUCAUUUGAGCGAGGCUGUUGGCGGAGGGAUAGGACUGCAGUAGGGACUACUCUUGUAGUAUACUGAACUUAAUGAUUGCACUCCUGUGGCUGAUCUCUUCUUUGAACGACUUGUUUGCGUGGGACUCUUGCAGAUGUGUGCAGAUAUGCUUCCUGUGGUUAAGUGUCUGUAAGACACACAUGUGCAUGUGUUCUCAACCAGCUCUGGUCGGCUGCAGGGGAGUUCUUAACCCAUUGCUCCUGGGAGAAGAGGAUUCAUGCUCAGCCGUUAACUGCCAUGCAUAACGCACCAUUUGUGUGUGUCUAAUUCCACAGCCCUCAGUGGUGCCUAAGAGCACCGAAUUGUUUUGGGUAGCCUUUGUCCCCUUAUCCCUACCUCUCCCACUAAAGGAAGAAAAGAAAAGUUGGCUUUAUCAUGUUGGCACUGCUGGGGUUUUAUUUGCAUGAAUUGUCAACUUAAUUUGACCUUCUGUCUUUUUUAAAACAAUAAAAAAAAAAUGGGUAUAAAGGCCUUAUGGAUCUCUCUAAGGUCUCACUUUGUGGCUUUCUUUACAGAUUUAUUUUGUGUAAAGUAAUUUCUUUUGUAUAGAGUUUUGUACAGUCUCCAGAAUGUGAUAUUUGUCGCCGCUGUUAACAUUUACACCUCUUGUAAUAUUUGGGAUUUACCAACUCCUUUUAUUUUGCUUUCCAAAAAACACCUUGCAAUCUUGGUUACUAUUAAAUGGCCUAAGAGAGCUGUGGAUCUCUCUCACCUUCUCUCCCUUCUUUGGUACCUUCAGUUACCUCAUUUUGCUAUUUUGUGUUGCAAACCUGCUAAUGAUUAUGAAAGCUUAUGGGUUUUGUUAGAAUCAUAUUUGUCAAGUGUUUUCUUCAAAAAAAUCAUACUCCAUUGUAUCAUUUAACAUGUAGUUUUAAAUGUAUUAUAAAUAUCUGUAACCAAAUCAUUUGAAGGCUUGAUAAAUUUUUAACAAAAUUUGUACAUUUUUUAUGAGAGUUACUAGUAAUGCUUUACUAAGUAGUGCAAUGAAUUUUUAUUUUUAAUCCCUGUGCCCAAUUUUGGAGUUGAGAGGGUUGUUCAGUAAUAAAUGUAUGAUGUACACUUAUACAACUUUGUGUUGCUUCUUCUCACACUCAAGUACAGUGUUGGAUCUCUGUAGCUAUUGGUCAUGAUUUAAGCACAGAAUAUGAAAUUCUGUUAAAUUACAUGAUUCCAAAUGGAAGCAGGUUUGGAAACCUCAUUAACAUUUGCCUCUGAUUUAUGAAUUGCAUAUCAGUGGAAACAUUAACACAAACUUUUAAAAGUCCCAGUUAAGAUGGGGCUACCCAAAUUGUACUCAGUAUUCAAAAGACAGCCGCACCAUAUUUUUUUAUGAAGGCAUCAUACCAGCUG